Molecule: messenger RNA, 57038 nt
Organism: Podarcis lilfordi (Lilford's wall lizard)
Lineage: Eukaryota; Metazoa; Chordata; Lepidosauria; Squamata; Lacertidae
Source: the annotation of a GenBank genome assembly
AUGGCCCCGCGCAAGAGCCCCAAGAGCGGCAGCCCCGGCCCCGGAGCCAGGAGAGGUCAGUAGCGGCCGUCCAGAUGGGCCUGUUAUGGAGGGCGCGCGGGCGAAGAGGUGCCCGUCCCGCCUUCCUGGGUCUCCGUUCCCGGCGGUCCUCCGGAGGCGGCGUUGGCGGGCGGGCGGGCGGGCGGGCGGUGGGAGCGGGGCCUCUCCUCUCCUGUCAGCGCCGCGCUUUUCGAAACUGGCGCCCUGAAGUCCUCUUGCAGCCGCCUCGCUGCCGGUCCCGAGGCGGCCCCUCAGGAAUGCCUGCCCUGGUCUCGGAGGAGGAGGAGGCUCCCUCCCGUCGGGGAAGGGAAUGAGGGGCCUGGACGGUGCUGCUGGGAUCAGGGGCGGCGAGGGGAAUACGUAAAAUGGAGCCCGGGAUUUCCUCAGGCGGUCCUGCUUCUGAAUACCAGUCGCUGGCAAAAGCCGCGGGAGGCGAGAGGGCUCUUGUGUUCGUGAGAGCAGGAGGCGGGACUCAGUGGGCCGUUGGUCCCGAUCCAGGAGAGGGCUUUUCUUGCGCUGCAGGUUGUGAAAGCGCUCUCGAAAUCCCUUCGCUUCUGAGCUCCUCCUUGAGCACACAGACUCCGAGACAAGGAGGCGAGGAGCCUGGCUUCGUUUAUUUCCCCUUCCACUUGUGUACACAGGUCACACCUCUCAGCUGGGUAGAUCCGAUUUAAAGAGGCUGCCAUCCUGCGCGCACCUUCGGAGCUGGUGGUCUUUCUUGCUCUUUUGAAAAUGUGUGGUUUUUGAAGGCAUAGGAAGUGACCUUUCAACUAUCCCAUAUGGGGAUUGAACCUGCAACCUUCACUUAGUUGGUUAGAACUUGGUGCUGAUAACGCCAAUGUUGCAGGUUCAAUCCCCAUAUGGGACAGUUGCAUAUGCCUGCCUUGCAAAGGGGGUUAAUCCUCGGGGGUUCCUUCCAACUCUACAAUUCUUUGUUCCUAUGCCUUCAAAAACCACACAUUUUCAAUAGAGCAAGAAAGACCACCAGCUCCGAAGGUGUGCGCACCAAGUUCUAACCAACUAAGUGAUCCAGGCCGACUCUUGUGGAAGACAGUGGGCCUCAAUUCCAUAUAGAGAGACAUAGGAUUGUGUUGCAGGGUUGCAAACCAAUGUAUGCUGGAGUGAAAUGCCAUGGCAUUCAAUGAGGCUUGUUUCUGAGUAAACAUGCACCAAUCCUUGAUGAUAAACGUUUGGGACUGAAAUAGCUACUUCAUGUACAAACUGGCAAGAUCAAGUGUUUACUGACUAGGUUGAUAUGCAGGCCUCUGUGAAAUGUCCCUAACCCUGAAUUCUUUCUAUCCCUUUCCUUUUCCCACCCCAGCUUUCUGUUGUUCAAUUGCCAUUGCUUUUUGUAAUGCCACAAUUUUUGUUCCAUUUGCAGCCCAUUUGGGGACCAUCUUCAGGACACCUGAGGAGAGGCUAGCUAAUGUAGCCUUUUCUUGGGGGAUUAUCAUCCUGCAAGGGCAUCUGCAUUGUGCGUAAAGUGCAAGUUACUGUGUGUUAGCAGAAUAAAAUCCUGUUCCAUUCUGUAUUGAAACACUGCAAAGUAUUUCAUACAGUUAUUUUGAGUGUCUUUCUUUACACAGAAAGAUGGCUAUCAGGUGCUUCUGAUGAUUGCUGCCUUGCUAUACGAUGGUUUUGUGCUCUAUCGUGCACUAUCUAUAGUCCACUGGGGAAGAUCUUGGAAGAAUCUAUUUCAAAGUGGUAUGGUGGCACACCAUAUGGUGGAUGUUGUUAACUUUGUUGUUAAGUGGUGCAUAAACCCACAAUAAAGCAAAACUAUUCUAUCACAAUGCAAUCCUUAAGAUAUCUGGAAGACCCGUUGAUUUUAGUUAUACUUACAUGCAGAUGAGAGUGCUGGUUUUAUACAAAGUGCUGAGGCACUUUUGUAGCACAGUUAUCUUUGGGAAUCUGUAGUGGAUAAUCUGAUAGUUGGUCAGAGUUUUUUUUGUUUGUUCAACACCUCUGUUCUGCUGGACACUAAACUGAAUUACACAGAUGAAUUUUGCUGUGAUUUGUCCAAAAAGAUGGUUGAUGAAUUUUGUUGUGAUUUGUCCAAAACUCUGUGUAAUUCAGUUUAGUACAGCUUUGUGAGGCUGCAAUGGUGGGAAACAUAGAUUUUUCUACAUCAUUAAAUUAGCUGGCUGAGUGCAUUUUCUAGGACUUUAUACAUAGCAGCCGAACCCACAAUCUCAUUAGAACACCAUUGUAGUUUGUUGCCUGUAAUCUGGCAUCAAGUUUCAUGUGCAAGUAUAAAAUGCUUUCUCUUGAUUGUGUGGCAAGACUUGUAUCCCUUGCCAGUAAGGUAUUUUCAAUACUUCUGUUUGGUUACUCCCUCAUCUCUUCCAAAGUGUUUACGUGUCAACUGCCCAUUAAAAAAGGGUGAGGUGUGACCAGAUGGUUUACAUUUGCUGCUUGUAUUUAAAUCAAUCUCCCCUCCUUUUCCUUCUCUACUGGCAUUUUAGUGACACAGAAAUGUCUUAACUUGCAAAAGAACACAUGCAUAAGCAAAUGGAAAACUUUAUUUAAUAAAACCUAGUUAGUGAUAAGAGGUCAGAUGAAUGUGUGGCUGGUGUUAGUAUGAAUGCCUUUAGGGUUUCUUUUUAUUUUUUUGCCAAGCCAUAAUAUCAGUUCUCAAAAUAUUACUUUCUUCCAACUAAAUAUACUCUAGAUUGGUAUACAGAUUUUGUGGAAAUAAGGAUUUAUUUAUUUUUUAAUUAGCUAGUAAAGUGGAGUGUUAGCUGGCAGGUUUUUCUUUUCUUUCAUUUUCAUUGAUUUCAUUUCAUUUUCUCAACAUGGAAAGUGUGCUUUCCACAGAUUUUUGUUAAGUAGCUGAAAAUUCAUAAGGUUAUUAUCUCUUUCCUUCUAUGACAAGGGAGAAUAUCCUUACCUAAAGCCCAACCCUAAAUGUGUUCAUUCAGAAGCAGGUCCUAAAGGGUUCAGUGGCACUUAUUUCCAGGCAAGUAAGUGUAGUUAGAAUGGUGGCUACCUCAUAUGCAUGUUUCAGAGUUGGUUCUGUUUAGAUCAAGCUUCCUCAAUCUCUGCUCUCCAGAUAUGUUUGGCCUACAACUCCCAUGAUCCCUAGCUAGCUGGAUCAGUGGUCAGGGAUGAUGGGAAUUAUAGUCUCAAAACAUCUGGAGGGCCGAGGUUGAAGAAGCCUGGUUUAGAUCAAUUGUACAUAUAUUUACUUAGAAAUAAAUCCAAUAUGUAGCAUUAAUGUAUAGUUAGCCCAACAUGCCUGUUGUCUUUGUCCAUGGAGUUUUCUUGGCAGGGAUACUGGAGUGGCUUGCCGGUUCCUCCUCCAGGUGGAUCACGUUUGGUUAAAACUCUCCACUAUGACCUGUUCAUCUUGGGUGCCCUGCUUGGCAUAGUUCAUAGCUUCUCUGAGUUAUUCAAGCCCCUUCGCCAUGGCAAGGCAGUGAUCCAUGAAGGGGAAAGGAAAGCGAAAGGAAAGUCCAAUGCUGUAAAGAAAAAUAUUGCAUAGGAACCUGGAAUGUAAGAAUCAUGAACCUGGGUAAGUUGGAUGUGGUCAAAAAUGAGAUGGCAAGAAUAAAUAUUGACAUCUUGGGCAUCAGUGAACUAAAAUGGAUGGGAAUGGGCGAAUUCAGUUCGGAUGACUAUCAUAUCUACUAUUGUGGGUAAGAAACCCGUAAAAGAAAUGGAGUGGCCCUCAUAGUCAACAAAAGAGUGGUGAAAGCUGUACUGGGAUGCAGUCUCAAAAAUGACAGAAUGAUCUCGAUACGAAUCCAAGGCAGACCUUUUAACAUCACAGUAAUCCAAGUUUAUGCACCAACUACUAGUGCUGAAGAAACUGAAAUUGACCAAUUCUAUGAAGACUUACAAGACCUUAUAGAAGUGACACCAAAGAAGGAUGUUCUCCUCAUUAUAGGGGAUUGGAAUGCUAAAGUAGGGAAUCAAGAGAUAAAAGGAACAACUGGCAAGUUUGGCCUUGGAGAUCAAAACGAAGCAGGGCAAAGGCUAAUAGAGUUAUGUCAAGAGAACAAGCUGGUCAUCACAAACACACUUUUCCAACAACACAAGAGACGACUCUACACAUGGAUAUCACCAGAUGGGCAACAUCGAAAUCAGAUUAAUUAUAUUCUCUGCAGCCAAAGAUGGAGAAGCUCCAUACAGUCAGCAAAAACAAGACCUGGAGCUGACUGUGGCUCAGAUCAUCAGCUUCUUAUAGCAAAAUUCCAGCUUAAACUGAAGAAAGUAGGAAAAACCACUGGGCCGGUAAGAUCCAAUCUAAACCAAAUACCUUAUGAAUACACAGUGGAAGUGAGGAACAGGUUUAAGGAUUUAGAUUUGCUGGACAGAGUGCCUGCAGAACUAUGGGUGGAGGCUCGCAACAUUAUACAUGAGGCAGCAACUAAAACCAUCCCAAUGAAAAAGAAAUGCAAGAAAGCAAAGUGGCUGUCCAACGAGGCCUUACAAAUAGCGGGGGAGAGAAGGCAAGCAAAAUGUGAGGGAGAUAGUGAAAGAUACAGGAAAUUGAAUGCAGAUUUCCAAAGAAUAGCAAGGAGAGACAAGAAGGCCUUCUUAAACGAGCAAUGCAAAGAAAUAGAGGAAAACAACAGAAUGGGAAGAACCAGAGAUCUGUUCAAGAAAAUCGGAAAUAUGAAAGGAACAUUUUGUACAAAGAUUACCAUAAUAAAGGACAAAAGUGGUAAGGACCUAACAGAAGCAGAAGACAUCAAGAAGAGGUGGCAAGAAUACACAGAGGAAUUAUACCAGAAAGAUAUGGAUGUCUCGUACACCCCAGGUAGUGUGGUUGCUGACCUUGAGCCAGACAUCCUGGAGAGCGAAGUCAAAUGGGCCUUGGAAAGCACUGCAAAUAACAAGGCCAGUGGAAGUGAUGGUAUUCCAGCUGAACUAUUUAAAAUUGUAAAAGAUGAUGCUGUUAAGGUGCUACACUCAAUAUGCCAGCAAGUUUGGAAAACUCAGCAGUGGCCAGAGGAUUGGAGAAGAUCAGUCUACAUCCCAAUCCCAAAGAAAGGCAGUGCCAAAGAAUGCUCCAACUACCGCACAAUUGCACUUAUUUCACACGCUAGCAAGGUUAUGCUUAAAAUUCUACAAGGAAGGCUCAAGCAGUAUGUGGACCGAGAACUCCCAGAAGUGCAAGCUGGAUUUAGAAGAGGCAGAGGAACCAGAGACCAAAUUGCAAACAUGCGCUGGAUUAUGGAGAAAGCUAGAGAGUUCCAGAAAGACAUCUACUUCUGCUUCAUUGACUAUGCAAAAGUCUUUGACUGUGUCGACCACAGCAGACUAUGGCAAGUUCUUAAAGAAAUGGGAGUGCCUGAUCACCUCAUCUGUCUCCUGAGAAAUCUCUGGUUCAAAAUUGGGAAAGGAGUACGACAAGGCUGUAUAUUGUCUCCCUGCUUAUUUAACUUAUAUGCAGAAUUCAUCAUGUGAAAGGCUGGGCUGGAUGAAUCCCUAGCCGGAAUUAAGAUUGCCGGAAGAAAUAUCAACAACCUCAGAUAUGCAGAUGACACAACCUUGAUGGCAGAAAGUGAGGAGGAAUUAAAGAACCUUUUAAUGAGGGUGAAAGAGGAGAGCGCAAAAUAUGGUCUGAAGCUCAACAUCAAAAAAAUGAAGAUCAUGGCCACUGGUCCCAUCACCUCCUGGCAAAUAGAAGGGGAAGAAAUGGAGGCAGUAAGAGAUUUUACUUUCUUGGGCUCCAUGAUCACUGCAGAUGGUGACAGCAGUCACGAAAUUAAAAGUCGCCUGCUUCUUGGGAGAAAAGCAAUGACAAACCUAGACAGCAUCUUAAAAAGUAGAGACAUCACCUUGCCAACAAAGGUCCGUAUGGUAAAAGCUAUGGUUUUCCCAGUAGUGAUGUAUGGAAGUGAGAGCUGGACCAUAAAGAAGGCUGAUCGCCGAAGAAUUGAUGCUUUUGAAUUACGGUGCUGGAGGAGACUCUUAAGAGUCCCAUGGACUGCAAGAAGAUCAAAGGUAUCCAUUCUGAAGGAAAUCAGCCCUGAGUGCUCACUGGAAGGACAGAUCGUGAAGCUGAGGCUCCAAUACUUUGGCCACCUCAUGAGAAGAGAAGACUCCCUGGAAAAGACCCUGAUGUUGAGAAAGAUGGAGGGCACAAGGAGAAGGGGAUGACAGAGGAUGAGAUGGUUGGAUGGUGUUCUUGAAGCUACCAGCAUGAGUUUGAUCAAACUGCGGGAGGCAGUGGAGGACAGAAGUGCCUGGCGUGCUCUGGUCCAUGGGGUCACGAAGAGUCGGACACAACUAAACGACUAAACAACAACAAAGCCCAACAUGGCCAAGAUUUGGUGGCAUACAGGGCAUUCAGGCAUAUUUCACCCAUCCAUCCUAUACCUGCCUUCUUCAGUGUUCCCACAUUGAUGAUACCAUUGUGUGCCUGUAUGUGCUGGUAACAAGCUAUUGAAGAUUUUAGAAUAUAAUUGAGUAGACUGCUUUAUGUCAUAUUAUCAUUCUGUUAUAUAGACAUACACACACACACACAACGUAAUUAAACUGUUCACAGUCUCUGUGAGCUUACAGGUCUAACUGAAAAAUGGCCAUGGCUUCCACAAAGAUAAGUCCUGUCCCACUAACUUUUUAGUAUUUUUUUGAGUGAAUAAGGAUGACUAAGUAGACAUUGGGUUUUAGCCAGUGUUAGUCCUACUCAGAGUAAACCCUAUCCAGAGUAGACCCAUUGAAGUGUAUGAUAAAGGAAAUUUCAAUAUGUUAAUUUUAAUGAGUCUCCUCUGAGUAGAACUUAGAUACCAUCUGUGUAUUUAGAGUUUCAAACACCUAGGUAUCCUGAGUAAGUUUAGCAGUCAUGGGAUAAGAGGACAGGUCUUUAUGCACAGAGUAGGGAUAAAUUGACAGUUUGUACAAUGGAGGGACAUAAGAAGCAGAAAUGCCUGCACUUCUUAAUUCUUUGUGCUUUCCAUUCUCCUUUACUUUCUCUGGUCUCCACACCCACCCACCACUUAACUCCUUGCAAGGCUUCUCGUCAUCCAAUCUCACCAUGUAGUUAGCUUUCCUAGUAAAGUAUAUCAAGUUUCUCUGCAAUAUAAUGUGGCAUUCUCACAGUUUACUUUGUUAAAGCAAGACUAAGACCAACAUUCAUUAAAUAUAAUGAUGGCAUACAGCUUUACUGUGCUCAGUUUUGCCCAUACCUUUAGAACAAACGUACUAUGCAAAGAGGAAGGGCCGCUUGGACUUUAGACAAAACGUAUCUUUUCUUGGCAAUUUCUUACACCCCUUCUGAAACAAUGUACACUUUGAUAUUUCUCUGAUUUUUCACUUCUGAAGAAAUACUAUAGAAUAUAUUAUUAUUAUUAUUUAUUUUGAACAAUGAAGUAUAUCUCAUGCUAAUGGUUUAUUGGAUUCUUCAUUAUAGGCCAUUUGUGCAAUGUUUUCCUUGCACCAAGGUGAUUGUUCCCUGAUGAACAUCAUAUACUGGUAAAGUGUGACGAUUGCUGUGACUGAUAACACUGUUUAUUUUAUAACCACACUGAUGGAUUGAUUUGCUGCAUGAGAAGUUUUUGUUUGUGUGCUUUAAAAUGCUGUGAAAUGAGAGAUCUAGGGCUGGGAAAUCAUUCAAAUUCAUAGAUGCUACCACUAGAGGCCCUAGCCAUGAAAAAGAUUCAAAUUUCUAAUCACCAACACAUUUUUCCAAACAACUUUAGGCAAAUGGUGAUUGGUUUAUCUGAUUUUCCAGCCCUGGAGAAAAGAAAAGCAUCAUUUUAUAAUUCUUUUUAAACCUAUCUUGAAGUAGUUGUAUUAGUUUUCCUGAAAAUAUUACUUGCAGUGUUAAAUAUUUGUUCAAUUGUUAAAUGCUUGCAUUGAAAGAAAACUACUAAUGAGUGGUGUGGUUUUGGAAUGAACAAGAAAAUAAUCAGCAAUAGAAUUCUACUUUUAACUUAUUUAUUAUUUUGAAGAUUUAUACUCUGCCUUUUAAUCAAAUGAUUUUUAAGGCACUUGCUUGUAAUAAUAAAGAAUCACCAUCACCAAAAAGUCACAAAUAUACACACUGCCCAGCACAUAGCUGCCUUCAGUUCUGCAGUCUCGGUACAACUAGCUGUUGAAGCAGAGUGUUCUUUUGUGGUAGAGUGGGGAAGCAAACUCACUACUGCAGCUGCUGCUCCUCUAGUUGACGGUUGGGCUCAAACUGUGUCUUCUUGCCAUGGUAUUUGAAAUAUACUCGGAGUCGAGUGUGAAUUUCAUGCUCUUUAUUCAGCUCAUAGUAGCAAAGAAUGAAACUUCCCCCAAAACGUUUAGCUAUAUACACAUUAUUUACACAAUGGGCCCCAUGUGAUUGGCUAAUUCCAGGCUGCUCCUGUAGGCCAAUAAGGCCUCCUUCAGAAGCUUGAUUGGCUGCUCCUGCAGGCCAAUCAGGUUGCUGAUUCACUUCCACCUGGAGCUGGAUUGGGUGGUUCCUGCGGACCAAUCAGACUGCUGCAUUCUGGAUCCUAUUGUUCUAGGAUUCAGCUCAGUACAUAACAGUAUUCUUCUGGUGGGGCUGGGUGGGUGUACUGCCUCCCAGUAGCCCUUGGCUCCCUGGCCAGAGACGAAGGUCAGAGUGCUUCCUGUCUGCUCUGCAGUCCCAAAGCAACUGGAGAUAAUAAUUGAAAUGCAGCAUAGACUGCCUUUUAUUAGGUCAAACAAUUUGUCCAUCUCACCCAUAAUUGUCUACUCUGAUAGGCCAUGGCUUUGGCUUGCCAGAGUCUCAUCCCCAUUCCUGUCACCUGCUACCUGAUCCUUUUAACAUAGCAAGAAAGGCUUGGGGGGAGGGGUUGAAAAGAGGCAGGUCUCUCCCCCACCCCUCACUCCUGAAACUCCUCCCAUGUUUUUGCUUGAGCAGGAGUUCAAAGCUCCUGUUUCAGGUUGUAUAAGCACACCUUCACAACUGAAAAUUGCUAAGUUCACACAUUUUGUUCUUGUGAAAUGAAUAGGUUUGAACAUAUCUGCAGUCGCCUUGCAUGCCACACAAUCAUGGUGAUGUGUUAGAAAUAAGGCAUUAAAUAAGGCAUUGACCAGAUUGAGCAAACUUUUAUGUCUGACAAAAGUCAAACCUAUAGGCUGUUUAUGCAAUUUACCCCUUUUCUCCCUUAAGCAAGGAUUUGGAAAUAAUAUUUAAUUAUGUGAUCAGACAGGACUCUUAUCUCAUAGAGCUAUUUAGGAUUGCAGCUUUUACUCAUGUUGCAACAAUGGGAAACAGAUAAUGAAUGCAAAAGAGCAUAGAAAGAAAAUAAUGGUAGUGUUGAAAUGCCCUUUUAAGUUUUAUGUGUGUCCCUGUCUUUCCUGCUUGGCCUUCUUUUAAGCAGGCUGCCUGUACAGGCUUUCUUCGUAUUCAUAGUGUGAUAGUGAUGAAUCUAUCAGCCCCCACUGUAAAGCAAAAUGAAAUAUUGCAGGGAUGUCCCACCGUUAGAUCGCGAUCUACCCGUAGAUCUCCGGCUGAUCCUGGUAGAUUGCUCAACAAUUCUGGGCAAUCCACUCACCCCAUGCACACACCUCUUCCCUCCAAUGACAAUGGGUAGAUCACUGCCAAAUUUUUUUAAUACUGGGAGUAGAUUACAGUCUCUUGGGAGUUGGUCAUGCCUGAUACAAAAUAUCUUAUGUAUUCUUUCUUGAUGGUGUUGCCAUUAGUUGAGGCACAGUAUGCAGCAUGCAGAGGGAAGACCUUUUAUGUGCUGGUGCUUACUCUAUAGAGCUCCAUCCCAUCUGAAAGGAGCUUCCAGUAUCUGCUCCAGACCUUCCUAUUUACUCAGGCCUUUGCAUGUGAUUAAUUCCUAGCUUGGAAUAAUGUAUAUUGCUGGCUAAAGUGAGUGGAAGUUUACAGUGGUUUAUUGUUUUAAAGUGUUGUUUUAUUAUUGUAUUUUGGUGAACUGCUCUGAUAUUACAGAUGAAGAGUGGUAUAUAAAUUUUUUUUUAAAAGGUAGACAGAAUAUAUGUGCUUUUGCAUUCAACUGGAGGAUGAGGCCCAACGUAAACCUAAACUGCUCUAAGAACAUGAAUAUGUACUAAAUCUGGACGACUGAGAUCUGAUGUCUCAAUAAAACCCAUCUAGUUACUACCUAGAGAUUUUAACUAAAACAAGAAUUCUGUAAAGCCAUGUGCUGGGGUAUUUUUUGAGGCCUGCAUUGCUCUCCUCUUUUAAAGCACACUAUAUAGUACUAGGAGUACUUGGGUUUCAGUGUUAAGUGCAAAUUAUUCUUCAGCUUCUUCAUAGUCUGUGGUGCCAGUUUUGUUCAAUUUUGUCCUGGCAGCUUUGUAGAGUAUGUGGAGUUUGUGUUGCUGUUUCCGUUCGAUUUAUAGAUAGAAUAGGAAACAUGGCUUCAUAAGAAUGGAAGUAGCAGCAGGAGCAGAAAAACUACUUGAAUAUAGCACCUGUUGCACCCUCAAUCUAUCUUCAAGACCCACUAUCUCACAUCUACAGUCUUGCAUCUGUAAUCACCUGUAUUCCAUCCAUAUAGCUUACUCUGUUAAUUCUCUUAAAAUGAAUUGUGUGACUUUGGUUGGUACAGAUUAUACUUGGCCUUGAAUCAAUGUCUGGUAGUAGCAGUAGUACUUCUAUCCUGCUUGAGACUUGUUUAAAUUAUCAUUAUACCAUCUCCUUAAAAAAAUGAAAUGAAAUGUGUUAUUACAUUUAUAUCACAGCUUUCCUCCAAAGAGCUCCCCAUUUUACUCUUACAACAAUCCUGCAAGGUGUAUUAGAUUAAGAGACAGCAAUUGGCUCAAGUUAAUGUAGUGAGCCUUAUGUCUGAGUGGGAAUUUGAACCCUGGAUUCCCUGGCCCUGUUCCAGUACUCUGAAUACUACAAACGCCGCAUUGGCUCUCAUCUGAUUUUUCUCCCUUGUAAUCUAUUGACUAAGUACAACUUUUCAAACAAAUGUAUGUAUUUUAUGAACUGGAACGAGUGAUAAAAUUGAGAUAAAAUGAUUUUUAGUGUGUUUUUAUUAAUUAAUUUUCCAGCCUUUUGCCUGAGUUACUUUUCUGGAUUAAUUGAUGAACAAAUAUCACAAGAGGUGAGCAGCUAUGUGAUUAGGGGUUAUUGCGUCAUUUAUUCUCUUCAAAGAGCUGCUUUUAUACAGCUAAUUUGUAAUCACUUUGUUCCAUUGACAGUGAUGCUUUGUCCCAUGAAAUGCAAGUAGACUUUGUGACAACAUCUAUAACCACUUUUAAAGUACUUUUUAAGAUGACGCAACGAGGGUGGACCGUACCCUGCCCCCAAGAGUUUUUGUUACUGCCAAGGACCCCUCCCUAAAAAUACCAAUAAAAAGAAUCUGACAAUUUCUGUAGAUCCCCUGCUUUUAUUCUUUGAUGGGCAGAUUUCAGUGGAGGAUGGGAAGUUUAAUUGCAUGAGGAAAAGUCAUUUCACUAAUGCAAUGCAUUAUUUGGAUACAAACCUGUUCUGGAAAAUGUCAGGAGAUUUCAUUUCAUUGGGUGACCUUGAGUUCUUUGUCAGUCUUUCUCCAUUUUAUACUAUUAUAUGAAGAAUUCUCCCUUAGAUCUGCUUUUUCCCCUAACAAAAAAGGUUCCAAAUGUUUUAGUACUUCUGUGACAGAUCUGGAGAGGGAUUUCCCCCCCCCCCAAUGCUCAUCCCACCUAUUGCUAACUACUUCUGGCCAGUUGAUUAUUGUGUGAGAUGGGUUAUCUUGACAAUAUUCUGAAAUGAAACCUAUUCAGAAACUCCUGCCUAUUCAGGAACUCUACAGGAGUCAGUUUCUCAUAGGAAAACUUGAUAAUUUUACUUGCUUUGAGACAUCUAUGGGGGAAUGGCUGUUUGACUUUUACAUGCCAUGUCUAUGGGAUCCUCUCUUCCCAUAUAUGAGGGGUGGCUAAAGGUUCAGAGCUGCCUGUAGUAUUUGCUUGCUUGAAAUUAUGGCAUCUCAGAGAAUAUAUAGAGACCAUGUCUUUGUAACCAUCCUCAGCUUAAAUGUUUCAUUCCUCAAGGUUGCAGUAGAAGUUAGAGGUGCUUCAAAUGAGGGGUUGUUACCUAGUGAGGCAAUAGGACAGCACAGUAGUACCUUGGGUUACGUUACCCUCAGGUAAUGUAAACUUCAGGUUGCGAAAGCAGCAAACCCAGAAGUGUUUCGCUGCAUGUGCAUGCACAGAAGCAGUCUACCACUUCUCCUUGGGUUGUGAAAACCUUGGGAUCCAGCCAGACCUCUGGAAUGGAUCCCGUUCACAACCAGAGGUACCACUGUACUUGAACUAUCCCCAAGAUAACUCCCAAGGUCAAAAUGUAAUUCUAUAUUGAUUAUGAAUUGUAAAGGUAGAACCCAUAAAAUAUACAGUGGUACCUCAGGUUAAGUACUUAAUAAUGGAGGUCCGUACUUAACCUGAAACUGUUCUUAACCUGAAGCACCACUUUAGCUAAUGGGGCCUCCCGCUGCUGCCGUGCCGCCGGAGCACAAUUUCUGUUCUCAUCCUGAAGCAAAGUUCUUAACCCAAGGUACUAUUUCUGGGUUAGUGGAGUCUGUAACCUGAAGCGUCUGUAACCUGAGGUACCACUGUAGUUGCAUGCCCCUAGUUAAGUUUUUGUAGAAAGUGUUAUAGCCAUGGAAAACCUUUAUAGUUGUUCUCUGUGUAGCAGGUGUAAUGUUUAAAAAGACUGUACUAAUUGUGGUUGCUCAGUUGUAUGAGGCAUUUUUGUAUUAGCAUUGCACAUUCCUAAGUGAUGAAGUGCUGCACAAUGUGAGCUGACAGAUGUGGUAAAGAGUUUUCAGAUGUUUUGGGUAUCAUGUAGAACAGCACCAUGCUGAAAGUUUCCUGCAGCUUACACAGGGUGGUUAUAAAACUUACACUAGCUUCAUGCACAGAAACCAGUGAGAUUCACAUGAUAUUUUUAAAGCAGUAGUUUGUCUGGAUAUUCUCCUGUGUAAUGACUAGACUAGAGCCAUACCUGAAUCUAGGCUUGCAGGUUGUGCCCUUCUGCUGGGGGGAGGGGAAUCAAAAGUCAUCAGCUGGAGCUAAAGUCAGGCAAGUUGGAAGCUGGUUCCCCAAAUGCAAAGCACAAAGGUGUUGACCAGUCAAGAGAGUUUAUGCUGUCUUUGAGUUUCAGGGGCCAGUGUUGGUCUUGAAUUCUUCCUUCUCUUCCUGAAGAGGGCUUUGAGGCCUAAAUAAGGUAUGGGAGAGAAAUUCAGUUUAGUUCACAUUUAAUGUGACUCUACCUAAUUUCCACUCUCUGAAACAAUAUGUGAACCUAAAUGCAGCUUUCUUUUGAAAUUUACACUUCUCUGGAUUCUGCAGCAAAAAAGAAAAGUGUGUAAAAAUGUACAUAUUGUGGGAACAUGUGCAUAAUGAUAAGUAUGCUAGUGAGAAUAAAAUAUAACAAUAGGAAAAUUGCUUAGCAAAGUGCAUUUUAGGAGAAAUGCACAUUAAAAUGUUGAUUUACAUUUUCAUGACUUUAACAUAAAAAAUUGCAAACUGUUACUGAAAUGUGGUGAGCUGAACUUAAGAUUUAAAAAUUGACAGAUUCAUCCAUCCCUAGGCCUGAGUUUAGGAACGAACCAUUGAAAACUGGAGUCCCUGAUAUCCUUGGCUGUUUGUUGCUUGGUUAUGCAUUGGGAGCACAAAUACUAACCUGUUAUAAAGGACCUUGUGAAAACUGUAUAGCUGCCAGCUAGCUAUCUCAAUAUUUUUUUCUUUACAAGGCGUGGCAUUUAAUAAAUGAAGUUAUUUGGCUCACUCUGUGACCUAUAUUAUCGUUAACUACUCUUUUGUACUUAAUGAUUCAAUUAAAUUAACUGAGCCAUUUAUUAACUUAUUCAUAAUAAAUUGAUUUAUUGCCUGUUUCCUUGUGUAUGCAUAGCCAAAUCACACUAGUAAAGGUCUAACGUUUUACUCAGUUCUUACCAAAAAAACAUGCUGCAGCCGUAUAGUGCAGUUGCUUCAAUUGAUUUUCUUCUAGUUGCUGUUCUUCUCUGUAAAAUUGUUCUGAACUUCACAUUGAUGGCGGGUCCAAUUUAUCUACAGUCAAUAAAUAUAUGCAUGUAUGGAUUAUAGUUUUAUUGUUUAGGUAGAUUUGCUAAAUGGGAUUUCUGUACCUUUUUUCUAACAUAUUUAGAUUUGGCUGUUAGAAAACAAAUGCCAUAGCUUCCUGAGGAGAGAAUUGUUGAGGCAUUAGCAGGCAGGUUUUGCCUCAGAGCUAUUGCACCCUGCCCUACAGGAAGCUGGGUUGGUCCGAUGGUGCUGUCACUUUUGAACUACUCAGCUGUGUAGUGGAAUGUAGUUUCUUUGAGAAUGAAAGGGUUUUUUAUUUAAUAGGCAUUCUUUGGCUGCUCUUUACCAUUAGCAUGUAGGCAAAUUAUUCACUCCUUAGUUGUGAAACACUCUUCUCCUAAAGCACAUCGGAAUUCAAGCCUGCAAAUCUUCCAAAAAUGCCAACAGUCUUUAUUAUUUGGGCUAGAAUUCAACAAGUUAGCGGGGGUGUGUGUGUGUGUGUGUGUGUGUGUGUGUAAUGUAAUGUUUACACAAUGCUUUCUAAAAAGCUAUCAGAAGGAAGUUUUCGAAAAAUUGAAAAGGGGCUAUUGACAAUAUUUCCUGCUUGAGGAGAGCUACAAACUAAAGCAUGUUUAUAAAUAUUAGUCUUUCACCAAACGCCAUUACCUUCCAGUUCAAAGCUUGGUUUGCAAAUGUUGAAUCAGAAGGCAGCCUAGCUGCAUGUGUCUUUCUUUUUUGCCAGUGACACACCAUCCUUAGUAGUACAUAAUACAUGUGUUAGUGCCAUUCUGUAAUUGUGGACUACAAUUGUGUCAAGUUUAUAGCUAGAAAUGCACCCAAAAGUCAUCCGAUGGCUGACUGUCAGCAUCAUGUAAAUGUGUGUGGCUGUUGCCCAAAUUGCACAGACAAGCUUUGUGUCCUGACUUUUGUUUGAGUUUGUACAGAAGGUUUAAUGCUCUUAGAAUUUAGUCACUGAGGCAUGCUUUCCUGCAAUCAUUUUUUAAAAUCUGUUCUGUUUUGCGUCUCUGGUAUGUUGGUGUUUAGAGAUUAAAUGAGACAGAAAAGAUCCAGGAUGCUUUGUUAGUAGGAGGGGGCAAAUUUGAUUGUCGUCAGCACUGGGUUUCCAUAUGGGUACUUAAAAGCAUUUGGCUUGCAGAUGAUUGCACUAAAAAUAGCUUUUGAGCAGUUUGCAGCAGGGUCCGAUUUCGUGCCUUAGCUGAGUUGGCUGUAAGAAACUUUCUUUGUGGCUGUAGGAAGGCUUACAUGAGGGACAUUUUUUGCUGAUUCUAUCUGGACACUUGUUUUUUAGAUUAAGAUUUACUUAAUUCAUGGAUAAAGGACACUGAUGCCAUGGCUGAAGAUUCAGGUAUACUUCUAGCAGCUUGGAAUACCUACUGUAUUUGUGAAUCUGGGGGUGAGCAGCAAAACUGUAAAUGUAUUGUGGUAUAACUUUAAUCUGAAGAUUAAAUAGUUUAAAAAUUAUUAAUAUUUGGGAUUUCCUCUUCCUAGAGCUGUAUAGCUUUAUGAAAUAGAUACAAUGCAAACAAUGAGAUUUAUUUUUGACUAGAUAUAUACAGUGUUUAUGACUUCAUGUCUAAUUAGAAGCAUAUCUCAAUUUUGUUCAGUGGGGCUUAAUCUCAUGUAAUAAAUGGAUUACAUUUUGUCUUCAGAUUUUGACAGUGGCUGCCAUUUUUUCUACUUGAAUCUAGAGAAUGAACAGAGAUCCCUUUAUAGAAAAUGGGGCAUAUUAAACCUGAGGUGAAUGAAUAUUCACGAAGACCUAGUUCUUCACAUUAUUUUAUGAGCUUUGAAAGUGCAGCACUGUAUUUUACAGGACUAUGGGAUCUGUAUAGACAUAUGGUAGGUGAAAGUAAAGGCUUACCAGAUUUGGAAAUUGACCUACUUUCUUCAUGGCUGGCAGUUUUUGCGUGCAGGGCUUCAUCCUUGAUUUCGUUUUUUGGAAUGAGUUUAAAUUGGUAUAUAAAAUAUGCUUUUAGCUCUCAAUUGGCUCUUAAUUAUAAAAUGUCAUAUGAUAAACCUUAAAGGGAAAAAAAGAUAAGGUUCUGAUUAGCAUAGCUCAGAGGAGUCUAGCUGCUGCUUGCAGUAAAAGCUUCACAUCAUAAAUUGUUUCACAUUGGUUCUUGAGUGGUAUGUGUUUGCAUAGCAGUCAACAGUGCUUCACAAUUGCAAAAAUAAAUGUUUAUAAUGUGGCAUUUUCCAUGAAACUGAGUUUAAGUUUUUGCUAAAUCUCAGGGGGAACUAUCUGCUGCUGAGAUCAUUUUUACUUACAUAGACUAUGAAAUAUCAGUUGCUAAAUACUAUAUUUAUCUCUGCUUUGGUCUCUACAUUGUAAGUGGCUUCACUAUCCAUGAAGCUGCUGGAUCCAGUAGUGUGCUAUAUUAUAUUCCCAUGACUUGUGCUACGGAAAUAUUUAAAUAUAUUCAUCUGUAAUAUGAGCAACUACUGUAUAUAAUCCUUGAUGCUGCGCCUAAUGACUGUUUAAGGCCAGGCUGAAUGUGGAGAAGCUACUUUCUUGAUUCAGUCCUAAAUUUCUUAGUGUGCUUUAAAGACUGAGGAUUUUUUUUGUAGUUUUUCUUCUGGACCCAAGACUCUAGAGUAGAGUGCAAUCCUAUACAUUAGUGACAGCCAACCUAUGGCUCUCCAGAUGUUGGACCUCAACUUCAGUCAUCCCUGGCCAUUGGCCAGACUGGCUGGGGCUGAAGUUGGCAUCCACAAAUAGCUUGAUGGCUUGGCUACUUCUGCUAUACAUGUUUACACAGAAGUAAGUCUCAAUGUGUUAAUGAGUCUGAUUAUUUAUUUAUUUGUUUAUUCAUUUGAUUUAUAUCUCACAUUCCUCCCAAAGGAGCCAAGGGCAGCAAAUAACUGUACCGAAAUUUUAGCUUUAUUUCCACAAGUGAGUUAAUAACUACUCUCUUCUGAAACUAAUGGACCUAUGAAAAAUAGGGGCUCAUAAAGCAAUGAUUAUGUUUCUUUGCUAAGUAGCCAAACCUAGGGGUCAGCAGUUCUUCAUUUUUAAACAUCCCCCCCAUAGUCCAUAAAUUUACCUUCUUAGUUUAUUGUGUGACUAUCUUGACAUCUCUGUGAUCUUACUUACAAUAUCCAGUUUAAACACCAUGAAAAUCAAUAAUCUUGCACAUAAUAAAAAAUUAUGAGAUCUGUUCUAAACAAAAUAAUAUACUUUACUAUUCUGGGUUGGGUUGGAUCCCAAAAAGGUGUGUAUUACAUUCAAGUUAAUGUGGUAGUCUUUUGCCCAAUACCUUAAAAAACAAAAAAGAUUUAGGGGUGACACAGAGCUGCAGAGGAAUGGAAGAGGCAUGAGCAUAGUGGAAAACAGUUCAAAUAAUGAAUUACAAAAUGGGAAACAAGAUUUAAAUAAAGGAUAAGUCUUUUUAUGUUUGAUAAUUUUAAAUGACUUUGAUUAAAUUAACCACCAGGCUUGAAUCAGUAGAUAGCCUUUUAAAUAAUUGCAUGAAACCCUUCAUUCUGAAUUUUGUGUAAUCAAAUAAUAUAUUUGCAGGAAUGUAUAAUUGUAAGCCUUGCCUUCUAGUAGUAAUUUCACUUGCUUUAUUUUACAGAAGCAAGACAUGGAGGGAACAAGAAUGGGAAGAAAGAAGGAAUUUCUGGAAGUUCAUUUUUUACUUGGUUUAUGGUAAUUGCACUGCUGGGAGUGUGGACAUCAGUCGCUGUGGUUUGGUUUGAACUUGUUGAUUACGAGGAAGUGCUAGGUGAGCAUUCCAACAGCAUUUGAAAUGAAGUAAUUUUAAUAUUUCACAUUUCCAAAUGUCAUUCUUUUGCAACUUCAGGAUUUUGAUUAAGAACCUUGGAUCAUAUCCAGCUCUGUGGCUCCACUGGCACAAGGGACUUUUGUAAUACACUUGAACUUCCUCUACCUCUCCUGUCUCCUCCAGCACCCCCUUCACAAAAUCAGCUGCAAAGAGUUGAGGGACCCUCAAGAGCAAAUUUUAAGGGUGCAUAGGGGGAGGAGAGGAAACCCAAGUCUCAUUUCCUAAAUGAAACCUCACUAGUGCAACAUUGGAUUUAACCUUUCAACAAUUACAGGUGCUUAUUCAUUGUUCACUAUCAAGCACCAGAUAUUCAUGAAAGUGUUGAUUUAAAGAGUAAAUCAUGUAGUUCAUCUGUUCAGGUUUUGACAAUGUGAAUAAUGGUUUCUAUAUUUUUACCACGCAUGCAGCCAAAGCAAAGGACUUCCGUUAUAACUUGUCAGAGGUACUCCAAGGUAGGAUUAUAGAGAAAUAAACUAUGCUUAUACUUCUUGGGAUUGAAAUACCUGACUGUUGGCAUACUGCUGGAGUAAACAAAAUCUGCUGUAACUCUUUAUUUUAUUUUUUGUAAUGGAAUAUGGUUGGCUUCAUUAUUUUAUCUUCUGCUAUACCCUUCAAUCUUUGCUUUCUUUAAGUGGUUUUCAGAUUUUUAACCUUAUUCAGCUGCUACUCUUUCUUUUAGGGUUGAGUUUUGGUACUCCUUUAUUAAGCAAAUUUGUGAACCACUUGAUAAAAAACAAAUUCUCCAAGUGUACAAAUAAUAAAAAGCUGAGGAGGAGGAGUUGGAUCGCAUGAUCUCUGUGUUCUUUGGGGGAAGUGUAUGGGCUAAAUUAUCUUUCCCAGUUUCCUAUGAGAGUGGAAAGGUGAUAUAGGUAACACCUGGCAUGCAGCCUGUUCUCUGCUUAUCUCUAUAUGAAGCUGCUUUGGGGCAUUUUGCUUCAUUUGAUUUGAUUCUAGAGACUGUUGGAGCUCAGAGCAAAUAGAAAUGGUGUAACCAUUUGCACUUCAUGCCAAAAAUUAUCUAUAGGAUUGAAGUCAGAGGGAUGCAGGUGGGUGAGAAGACAUUUCAAUUGCCUGCCUUUCCCACAACUACCAUUAAUUUGGUUAAAGUCCACAUGUAGUUGUGAAAUGGAAGGUAGAGGAUUUGGCUAUGUGUAAAAGUGUAAUGCAUCCAAUAUCCAGACUACAAAUAUUUUUAAAGUGGUGAGCCUUGGGAACAAAAUGUGACUUUUCAAAGCUUAGAAUUGCGGGUGCAGAUUUUAGCUGAUUUAUUACAGUGUUUUGACAUCAUGUGGAAAUGAGUAAUUGUUUCCAACUGAAAUGUAGCCAUGAAAAUAUUAGUAUCUGGGAAGGUUAAAUAAUUACAAAGAUUCCAUAAUAAAUUCAUUAAAAUAAAUUAUGCAGGGUUGUAUUCAACCAAGUUAUAUUUGCAGUAUACUCUUUGGAAUGUAUGGGCCCAAGUUAGAUAGGUCCAGUAAUUACAGUGGGUCUAUGCUGAGUAGGAUUAACACUGGCUGCAACCCGCAAUCACUAUCUGUUCUGUUCAGACAUGAUUCCAAAUCCUAUGGUUUGCAUAGCUGAGAGCAUAGCAUAGCUGAACUCAAAGAAUCAAUCAAACUAGUUUAGAGCUGUUUGCCUGCUUUUGUCACCUGUCUUCUCUGUUCUCUUGUCUCUGGCUAUAUUGGCCUUUGGAAGCAGAACAAUCUCCUUAAUUAUGGCUUGUCAACUCAGACAUCAAACCAAACCAUAGCUAGAUUUCCUUUCUUAUAGUGCUGGUUUAUUAUACUGUUUUCAGUAUAAUAAUUGAAUGUGUUGCUAGAAUUUUCAGUUUCAUUCUUGGAUAUUUUGAUUUUUGUUGUUUGGGAUAAAACAAAUAUGCCCUUUGAGCAACCACCUUGGCAGGACUCUGUUUUAGCUUCUUCUCCGCAUGACUGUUGCUUCUGCCUUGUUCAAUAAGCCGUGGCAAAAAAUGAGCUCAAACUAUGCUCUCCAACUUUUAGGAUUUUCUAGCAAUUAAUCUACUGUAUCAGCCAGCUUGGCAUGCAUUUCUCUGAUUGAAAUUGCUUCUGCCUAAAUUUCUUUUGAGUGUUUAGGGCUAUGGCUCUGCCAGUAUCCCAAAUGCAGCAAUUGCAAAUUUCCAUAGCAGCAGGAAUAUUUCUAUGUUGCAUGCAUCUGCCUCAUUCCUGAGAACACCAAUUUACUGUCUGAAACAGAUGCAUUGAACGUUGUGUUUGAUAUGCUGCUUAUGAAGUAUUGUACCUUUGACAUUAGAUAGGCAAUUUUAUUAAUAAGCAAUCAUCAUGUAGCACUUAGCAGUAGAUUUUUGAGUUCUUUUUUCUUAAACAAAUACUAUUCCAGUAAUCUAGAUAAAUACUAUUUAGUGAACUGGUAGGUGCAAUUCUGUUCCUAUUAAAAAGCCAGUCCCAUAACUUCCACUAAUGUGAAUGGAACAGGAUUACAGCCAUUGUGUCACUUGACUUGCAUAGUCAUUUCAGAUACAAAAUUGUUACAGUUCCUUAAACACUAGCAAGUAAUGAAGUGCUGAUUUAGCAAUCCAAAAGGAUUUCAGAUUUGCAGAAAGAUACGCUAUAUUUUAAGGAGUUUGUUUUGUUUAUUUGGAAAAAAUGUAUAUCAUAUCAAAACAGUUAGUAAGCUUGCAUCUGUGUUUUGGAAUGAUAUCUUUUAUAAAAUGUUGAGGCUCAUGAUUUCUUGCUACAUUCCAUCACACAUUCAACAGAUUAAUACAGAAAUAGAUUACUGAAUUAGUUUCUUUCUAUCUGUCCCUGCUCUAGGAAAACUUGGGAUCUACGAUGCUGAUGGAGAUGGAGAUUUUGAUGUGGAAGAUGCCAAGGCUUUGCUAGGCAAGUAGACACUUCUAAAACUGUCUUAAACAUUACCUUCUGUUGCAGCAUUAAAAUAAUGAAUUUGGUUUCCAAAAUUUCACAAUACCAUUAUAUAUUAUAUGUAUUUUUAAACAAAAAGUAACCCAAAGUGUUAAAAUAAUCACAGUAAUUGCUUAAUAUUGGUGAAAUUAUGUUGCACAGCCCAGUGUAUUCCUGUAGUCCUAUUGUUUUCUUAUACAGUAUGAAACAUUUAAUACGAUAAAUGUUUAAAGUGAUAAUACGUUUAAAACUUUUUAAGGUACCUGUAUAAAAGAUUCCUGAGAAACAUUGGUCAGAAAUCCUAAAGUCCUUAAGCCUAUUAAGCCGCCUUGAGUUCCAUCAGGCAAAAAGGUGUAAAAGAGCACUGGAACCAUUUUAUAUAGAGAAACAGUCAUAGUAUGCAAUGAAAACGAAAACAGAAGAGAAAAGCAUAAGAUUUAAGAGGGAUGAGAACUGAUGUAAAGUGUGAAGUUUGAUUGUCAAACAUACUGAAGCACAUAACCCAAGAUACGAUUGAAGUAAAACUGGAAAGAAGACCUAUAUAAGGCGAAUCAAGAGGAAAAAGUAGCAAGACGUACCUAAAAAGCCAGAAGAUUGACAAGACAGAAAAGGAUGAGGACUUUGCAAAGGCCAGUCUACAGAGUGAGACGUGAGGGAAAAGGGCACUUAGGACAGUGCACCUGAUUUGAAUAGCUAGGUUGUAAAGGUGAAUAGUAUAAUACUAGAUUAAUAAGAGGAAUUACAUAGGUUGGAAGUGGAAUGGGAUGUUAAGUCUAGAAGUGGAGAAAAGACUAAGAGAAGAAGAGAACAAGUCCUGGGACCUUUCUCAAAUAAAAAUAAUUACCUAUAUCUUGGCAUUUUUAUUCUAUAUUGACAUGCUGUUUAAAGGCUCUGUGUUGCUUCCUUUUAGAUAUUGAUUUAACAUUCAGAUGUUCUCUAAGAUCUUCAGCUUGUCUGGGAAACUUAAUAAAUUUAGUUUGUGUCACUGCACUGGGCAAAUAUAUUCCUGUGUCUUCAGAUACCUAAUUCAUUUGAUCAUGUCCAACCUUUAACCCAAAUUGCUUUUAUGUAUUCUGACUACUUGUGAUUUAACAAUGUACAGAUAGCAUAGAAAUCAAUAUAUUCAGACACACCCUGAAUCUCCUCCAUUCAUGAGUUGACUAAUAACCUAUACAGCAUAAACAACUCCCCCCCCCAAAAAAAAACCCCUGAGGGGUGAUGGAGUGAUAAUAGGCAAGUGCUAUCAUUGUUAUUUGUGAUUAAUUCUUUCCCCAGUUUCAAGAUUUACAUUGCAGAACUUUGUAUAUUAAAUAUGAAUAAUAUGAACAAUACUGAUUUAGUUGUUCACCAAGAUGCUGAACUUUGGCUUUAUGUUAAAAAAAAUACAUAAACUUUGAGCAGCAGACCUUUGGACGAUAAGAUGAGCUGUGUGUGUGUGUGUGUGUGUGAGAGAGAGAGAGAGAGAGAGAGAAUGCAUAUUGAUUCGUUUGGGCAGGUGUCAGUAAUUUACUGGUUCAGGAGCCUAGUCUUUAGUGGUAACAUUAUUUUGCAACUGACAUACAAAAGAACUGUAUAGUUGUAAAGACACGAUCAUGCUACUGUUUCAUAGAUGUACAUGUAAUUAGAAAUCAGAUAUUCCCCAGUCCAUGACCAUGACUGGUUCAUAUGAGCAGGAUAACGAAAGCUUUGUCUCCCACACAAGGUACGUCUAUCUCUUCAUCUCCUAAAACAGCCUUGCUGGUGUGAAGCCUUGCUGGUUAUUUUACUAAUUGCUCAUUUUUGUAGUAGUAAUAAUAAUAAUUUUAUUAUUUAUACCCCAUCCAUCUGGCUGGGUUUCCCCAGCCACUCUGGGUGGCUUAAAGCAUAUAUCAAAACAUAAUAAAACAUCAAGCUUUGGGUUACAGUCACCCAUAUGCUUUCUCCUUUUCUUUCUUCUUCAGUCUGUAGUUCCUAGAUAAAUGCAAUCUGACAGCAGUGGUAUCCCAGUAAAGGGAAUAAGCAGCUAUAAUGGGGAUCAAGGUUUUUCUUAUUCUCAAUCACUGCUUUAUAUAAUUCUGCAAGGAAAAAACAACAACAAAAUAAUCCUUUAGAAAGGACUCAUUUCUUGGUUACUGAACCAAUAUGCUUUUGCGCUUAGGAUAUGUUUCCAGAGAUGGGGGAUCUUUGGCAGUGCUAGACUUGCAAAUUAAGGGUAUGGGGAGAGGAGUUUGUGAUGGGUUUUCACCUGCCUGAUUUGAAUGGUUUGCCAUAUAAAUAAUGGGUGGAAGAUGGCAGUUUUCUACAUCAAUAACAAACUGUUAAAAGUGGUUAUGAGAUGCUCUAAUAAAACCUAGCUUGCUAAGUAGAAUGUUGAAGUGCAGGGGCAUGGCAUUUUCAGAAAUGCUACCUGUUUCAUGCAGAAGGCCAGCAGCAUGGAAAGAUGGGAGGGGUUUGAAUGACACGGUAAUGUCAGGAAGAAUUAUUUAGAUUUAUUAAACAUUGGGGAACACUUUAGGAGAAGCCAUGCAUGCAAAGGAGAGGGGCUAUACUUGAAUUACAAUGAAACCAGGCUGCUAGUGUUUGAAGUGGUGCUCAUAAAGAUUGUAGAACAAUUUCCCCAAAUUUCUUAGGGAAAUUGGUCAGGCUGGAGCGCAUCCAGUUUGGGAUAACUCUUACCUUAGAGAGCUGCUAUAUCAAGAGAUCACAAUCUCUUUAUAUAAUUCUGUGGCAAUUUAUGAACUACUGUGUACAGUUCUAGUUACUCAAUAUCAAUAGAAUAUAUUACUUGAAAAAGUGAGGAAAGGGUUAGAACCAAAAUGAUACAAGUUGUUGAGGCACCUUUUCUGUGAGGAAAGGCUACAGCUUUUGGUGCUUUUUGCAUAAGCAUGUGUUUAAUCCUCUCCCCAUUAGUGGCCUCUAAUCAACCAUCUUGGCAAGGUCAGUAGUAGGAAUAUGUCUUUGUCAGUGUUUUUUCUAUUUCUUCAAAUGGUUUGUUUCUUGGGUGCUUAUUAAAACUUCCAGAUUUCUUUUUACUAAUUUUCUUAACCAUACUGUUUUAGACUGCUGAUCAUGAAACAGGCUCUCUUAAAUCCUUCUACUUCAAUUUCUCUUUUUCCACCUAACUGCUGCCUUCUCUCUCUCUCUCUCUCUCUCCUUUUAUUCUUGUGUAGGCUUGACCAAAGAUGGCAAUAAUGAAAAUAUUGAUUCACUUGAGGAAGUCCUUAAUAUUUUAGCAGAGGAAAGUUCUGAUUGGUUUUAUGGUUUCCUCUCAUUUCUCUAUGAUGUAAUGACUCCUUUUGAAAUCAUAGAAGAGGAAGAGAGCGAUGCUGCAGAUGAUGUUGAUGGUACGUCACAGAAUGAAGGGGUUCAGGGAAAAAAGACAUGUGUUAUUGUGGAUUUACAGAACCAAUGACUUUAGUUCAGGGAUCAAGUUCAAUUAUCAAAAUGCAACAGGCUACUGGGGUAAAACCUGAUGUAACCCCUUACCCUCAAUGGACAUAUCAGCCAUGUGAUGUAAUUCACUUGUCAAAAAGCCUUUUUGAGAGAGACUGGGGUAAGACAAAAGUGUCUUCAGUAGUAUGAUUGGUUUCUGUAUGGCUUUGCGUCGGUUUGUGCUUUCUUAGCACUAACCUGUGCUGUGUAUUCUUAGCACUAACCUGCACAAGCUCUGUGGUAGUAACAUACACUAUUAACCCUUAAAUGAUUCACCUUUCUAAUAAAGUGUUAAAUUACUAUAGACUAUUCUGGCAUGAUUGACAAAUUAUGUAUAUAUUUAUAUUUUAUAUUUUAAGACUCUGCCUACUAUUGCAUUAAAUAAGAAAACUAUUACUGAAAUUAUUUGAAUUUGCUACCAAUGAGUAUUCCUUAAUUUUAUAAUUUAUUACAUGCUUUUACAGACUUAUAGAGCAAAUUCUGAGGUUACUCAAAUUUGUUAUGUUAGUAAAUCCAUUUACUAUAUGAAAGAAAUAGCAUGCAAGUGUUGUAUAUUUUGAAAUGAAGCUUUCAUUCUUAUUUUCUUUAUAUACUAUUUUAUCUCUUAAAGGCAGAUUUGUUUGUAAAAAUUUAGUGGACAUUUUUUGAAAGCGAGAACCUGUAAAUAUGUAUUUCUCCUGUAAUAUUCAACUAAUUAAAGCUGAUAAAUGCAAACUGUCUUUUAUGUCUUGCUAAACUGAAUGGCUGACUCAGAUUUGCUUUUUGAUUUUUCUGCUCCGCCGCACCCUCCCCCCAUCUCAUAGUGAAGGGACUGAUUAUACAAAUGCCUGAGUUCAGCAAGUUUCCAUGCCCAGCUUUGUGUGGAGCAAAUUAACCUUCUGGAACAGAUAUGUGUGCAAAAUUUUGUGGUGUGUGUGUGUGUGUAUGAUAAAAUCUAGUGCCUGUAUUUCAUGCACACUGCUGAAUAAUACUUAGGCUUGUUUGAUCUGAUAUUGCUGAUCAAACCUUAGACUGCAGUCCUUUACACACUUUUCUAUAAGUAGCAACCAUUGAACUCAAUGGAGCUUACAUCUGAAUAAAUAUGUAUAGAAUUGCACUGUUUGUCUCAGAAUUAGCACAUUUGAUAGAAACUUUCAUGGCUCAGAAAUGUGAGUGUUUAAGUAAAGUGUACAAGUAAAGUCUACAGCCUGAGGAAGAGUUCUAUGGAUUUUCAAAGCUUGCCUGACAUAAUAUUGAGCACAUAAUGUGAAAAAGCUGCUUUACAUUUUGCACAAACUUCUGCUUUCUUUGCUAUGGCAGCAAUGUGUAAAUAAUUUGCAGAAGAUGCACUUUGCAUUUUAUUUGUUCCAAAUAAAAAUACAUGAGCUGAACCCCGGAUUUCUGUGACCAUCCUCAACUGUAUCUGAUGCAAAGCAAGUUCAUAUCUUGUAAAAUGGUUGGGCAUAACUGUUGUAGAAAUAUAUUAAAACAGUGGUUUUUAUUGAUAAAUGUUAUAUACUUUGUAUGUUUAUCCACAGUGGAAUAAAUUAAUGAUAACAUUUGGAUACCACAGUAUUGUAAGAAAAGAAUUUGAGCUUACAAGGAAUGUACCUUCCUUUGUUUGGAGUUAUCUUCUCUAAAAAUAGUUUUGUAUACCUGAUAGUAUGAGUUAGAAGUUAUUUAGUUGAGACUGAUGAAAAGGGCAGUUACUCAUAACAAGGCAACCAAUAAUUCAGGGCUUUGUGGGGCAAAACAUAGCCUUUGUGCUUUGUCACCAGAUGUUCAGCAAGAAAUUUCAUCUUCUUUUCAGUUACCUUUUCUGUUCUUUGCGGUGGGGUGGGGUACAUAAUCUGAACAAUUGUGUUUCAGUUUUGAAGCAAAGGUGAGGAAGUGGAGAUUUCAUUGGUUUUAUUUAUUUUGCUAAACUUCAGGCUGUUCUAAAAUAAUAGAUUUCUAUAGCUGACCCAAGGCUAUAAUAUAACAGAUUUCAGACCCUUCAUUAUUGAUGGCUAAAAUUUAAUUCUUAUUGGAAAUGGGUUUCACAGUUAUAAACAUCUGAGCAGGACCAUAUAAAUAAAAGUUAGACAAAAUUUGUAUUCUGUUAUCUAAUAACAGCAAUAAUGGUUCAGCUGUAGAGUUUAUUUCAAGGACUAGAUUAGUGAUUGUCUUUUUAAAAAAUGUAUUCGUAAGAUUUUCUUGUCUGAAUGUUUUGUUAACAAGUUUGUUUUUUUAUUGCCCAAUGUUUUUAAAACUUCUGGACCUUUAAUACCACUUCCACAUUCCUUUGGUGAUGAAAUGGUAAAACUUCAAUCAUGUUUGAGGUAACCUUGUUUAUGAUCUGAUCUAAAGUUCAUUUGUUUUUUGCUUUUUGUAUAAAAAGGAAAUAAAGUUAAAUCAUAUAGGUUUGAAUCCAGAGAAAUGCUGGUGGAAGAGGAUGGGUGAAAGGUGACUUCUCUCUCCCUUUGUCCCUACAAAAGUUUUUCCUGAGGUGUACAUUGCUGAAUCGAGUAGGCUGUGACACGCCAGAUUAAUUGGGAAGAGGGGGAUUACUGAAAAUUGGGAGGAGGCAUCUUCUGUGAGGCUAUUUUUCCUUUGCACCCAGCAUAAAAAGAAGCAGGUGGGGAGAGGAGGCUAUGUUUGCCUGCUAUAUUACUAGCCUACAUUUAUUGCUUGCCUGCUUCUUAUUCAUAAGAGGACUAGCAGAGGUUGGACCAGAAUGCUACUCCUAUGAAUAAAAAGCAGACUUAGUAAUUAUUUUUGUAGGCUAUUAACUUUUAUGGGCUUAUCUUCACAGCUUGCUAAGGUCUUUGAGAGCAUGAUAUUCAAAAGAAACCAGUAACUUAAUAGCAUAUCACUGGAUCUUUUCAAUUUAGAUCUACAGUUUAUAUCUAGUACAGUAUUUUGAAAUCUUCUUUCAGUCACCAUGCUUAUUAUUUAAUUUAUUUAUCUUUAUGCUCCACCUUCCUACCAAAGCACUCAAGAUGGUUUUCAGUUUAAAAUAAUGUCUUCAGUGUCAGGUACAUGUUUCAAAAGGGAAGAAGAAAACAGGCAAACUCAAGUAUCAACACAGUCACACGGUUGCACAAUAGUAUUCAGAUUAUCAAGGAAAGACAGAGAAAGCCUUGAGGUAUUAACUCACUACCCUCAUUCUGGCAACAUCAUACAACCACCCUGCUAUAGAAAGCAGCAGCUGAAGGAACUUGCACUCUGUAAUUUGAGAACUGUUUGAAUAAUGAAGUUAUGCAGUGACAAGGUAGAAUGGUCAUUGCAGUAAGCACUUCGGGGAAGGAAGGAGCCGAAUGGUAGCUGUUCCCAGUCAGCUGAGGCAGGGAGCCAAGCUGCCUCACUUUGGCAACUAAUCCUAUUUGGAAUUCUCUUUAUUUUUGCAAUACAUCUUUCACUUUCUCUUUGAGAACCAUAAGUUAGAAAACCCAUACAACAGUAUUACUGAUUUUUUCCCAUUAGAAACACACACACACACACACACACACACACACACACGGAGAGAGAGAGAGAGAGAGAGAGAGAGAGACUGUUCUCGGAUCAACUGAGAUAGUGAUGACUAAAAGAGCUCCCCAAACUGGAAAGCUUUAAAAGCCAGAAUAAAAGCAAAUAAAAUAAGACCAUAGAUAACAAGAUUGCAAUACACCAAAAGUCUAAUGGAAUAAAAUGUAUUUACCACCCUCUCAUCAGAAUGGAAUUUCAUUACUGGGGCACUGCUAUAGAAAAGGUCCUUUCCUGUGACCUUACCAAUUACAGCUUUCAUAUUUGAUGAAAUGAGAGAGACUGGGCCUACUAUACCUGUGUGUGGCUUAUUUUGAAAGCUUUGUUUAAUGGAACACUUCCAGAAAACAGAACAGUCGGGUAUAAGUUUUUUUUUAAGGUCUGAUGUAAUUUUGGUGCUGUUUUAUACUGGGUCAUCUCUCCCCCCCCCCCCAUGUGUAUAGCAUCUUAAAGACUUAAAAUAAUGUUUGUAACUUGUUUUCAUCUUAUGGUAAUCAGGGGAGCCACCAGGAGGGGUUGCCAAGAGAAAGGCUAAAGUCAAAGGUACUUUGCUACUGGAGCAUUAGUGACCUUUUGUGCACACUGAUUAUGAAUGCCUGAAAUGCAUGUGUUUUAAAUGUGUUUUAAAUGUGUGUUAAAUGUGUCUACUAAUUCUGGAUGCAGUUCAUACCAGUGUGAUUUUGCAUUCAAAAUGUACUGAACAAAAAAUAUCAAGCAUUAGUUUUGGGUGCUCUUCAGCAUCCUACAUAAUUGGAUCUACAGUACUUUAAAAACUUAAUUUCUAAUCCAGCUACAGGCUAUGUGUGUGUGGAUCUGCAUAUUUCUCCUGCUGGAUGAAGAAUCGUGUGUGCAAAUUGAUGCAGUGCAUGCAAUUCUGUAGGAUUUGGGACAGGGCAUGUGUAACCUGGGGCAAAUAUAAAGAUUGGAUUCCUACUAGUCAGCUGUCUGGGAAGGAAAAAUAGGAUGCUACAUUCAGUCUUUCUUGUCAAAUAUCUAACUAGCAGAAUUCUAGCUGAAUUUUCCCAGUGAUGCAUGAGAAUUUCUGAUCACUGAGUGCACGCCUUUGGACAAAGAAUUCAAUCAUUUGGAUAGAUAAGGCUUCUACAAUGUGCAUGGCAUAUGAAAUACUAUAUGGUUUUCAUAUUGUUACCCCAAGCAUUCUGCUCAAAAUAUGCUGGGCCUUUCUUAAUUAGAGUUCAUGUCUUCCUGUUGAAGGAGAAAUGCUCCCUUUUUAUGUUUCAUUGUAAUAUCAUAGUCUUUUUAUUCUCAGGGCUUUAUUUAUUUAUUUCUAAAAUUUAUACACUGUAAAAUAUCUUAAAGCAGUGUACAAAAAGAAUAAAACAAUAAAAUUAUUGGUUAAACCAGUUAAUAACAACUAUUAAGAAGAACUUUUUUAAGAAGCAAAAUCAGCAAUAAACUAAAAACAUCCACCACAGUCCUCUCCACCACCUUCCUUCAAAAAGGAGGUACUUGCAACUGGUCAGUAGUUGUUCCAGUCUAAGGGGCCCAGAGCCAGUUUCUUUAGGAGCAGUUGUACCACUGUCUCUUUUAAGGCAGAAGAAACCAUUUCCUCAUGCAAUGAAGCAUUAACCAUGCUCUGAACCCAACAAGUUAGUAAUGCUAAUCUUAAAAGAUUUUUAUUCCAAAUGCAUUGCUCCUAUUUCCAUUCACGGUAGAGGGAUUGUAGAUCACUCAAUAAUUUAUUGUAAUCAUCCUUCGCAAAUGUUUUUUUAAAAACAGGUGUAGAAGAAAAGCCCUUGUUGGGAAGAGUGGACUAAAUAAUGUUUAGCAAAUGUUUGUUCUCAAUCUCACAAUUGCUGGAGAAUGUGAGCUGGAGAACAUAUUGGAAGGAAAGGCCAGCUAGAAGGGUGCUUUUACCACACCUGAACCUCCCUUUCCCCGAACGUACUUCUGACUUUAGAGUUUGGCUGCAAGAGGAGAGGUAAUUACCUAAUGGGGAAAUUUUUGGCAGGCGCUUAAUUCUUGCCCCAGUCUACCGAUCCUCCCUGGCCCAUGUUUACUCAUAAUUUCCUGAAUAUUUAAUUCAGAAAUGUGUGCAUGUGUGUUCGUGGUUUUCUUUUCCAUAUUAGCUAGUACUUGAUUGGAUUUGAGUUUUACCUGAAGUGGCAUUUUUGUCAUGUAAUUAAAACACUAAUUAUGGUAUCAGCAUAUUUUUUUAAUUAAAGGCAGCUACAAUACUUCAGAUCUAUUUCAGUAUUAAUCUAUUGAAAUAAUAUUGUCAGUUUUAAUUGCAAACUGAAUGCAGAUUUGUGUGCCUCAAUCAUUUUCAUAAGUCUCUACAUAUAUAACUUUCUAAACUAUUUUUAAACCAUUUUAUAACGAUAUAGUAUUUUUGGCCUCUAAUAAAAAAAUGUCUACAUGAUGGUCAUCAUUAAAAUCAGGUGUUUUCAGUAGGAUCUUAUUUUUAUCUUGUGUUUACAGCACAAUGGAAAUACUCCAUGCAGUGUCUUCUUUAGAAAUCAUGACCUCUGGAGUCAGUUUAACAUUUCUAAAAUUAGCCUAUAAAACGGGUGGGGGAAGCUGUCACCCUCCGAACGUUGACGGAUUUCAGUUCCAAUCAGCUCCAACCAGCAUGGCCCAAGGGUCAGAAAUGAUGGGAGUUGUGGGCAUGCACAAAUUCCUCAUUCCUGUUUUAUGGGGUCACAGCCAUUUAAACUUCAAAUGAGUUGCAGUACUGUACUCACCUAGGGGUGCCUAACUUUGUUUUUCACUUAUCUUUUUCAAAUAUAUGUAACAUCAGUGCUUUUUUUCUGGGGGGAUGCAGGGGUACGCAUACCCCUUAAUAUUUUGUGACUCUAACUUUCGCCUCAUUGAGGGUCAGUAUUUCAAGAUGAGUACAAAAAUGAGAGUACCCCUAAACAUUUUUUUAGAAAAAAAAAGCACUGGUUUUAGCAUUUUUGAAUUGAGAUUAGUCAUGUUUUCUGUUAGUUCAAUGAUCCAGCCCCAUGAGUACAGGAUAGCAGAUAGCACUGCCCUUUGCAUAAGGGCAGUGGUCAAGGAGAUCUUAAGAGAAAAGACCAAGCAGAUGUAAAAAGUACAGUAGCAGAAUGAUUGACGUAGGGGUGAGGAAUCUGUGGCCCUCCAUAAAUUGUUGAACUACAGCUUCCAUCAUUCCAGCCACAGCUUCCCCACCCCUGACUUUAAAGUAUGCAAAUUUAAUUCAGCGUAUGUUUGAACUGCUUCCUCUCUUUUACGAUAUCCCCAGCCCCUCAAAAUCCAUGGAUUGUAUAAAAGCUGAGUGAACACAGUUCUGCUUGUGCAGUGGGACUUUUACUUGCCUCUCCUUUCCCUGUGCACCUCCAAAAUGUGCUUUGGAGGGUCCCCCAAUCCUCUCAAACAGGUUUUGAGGGCGCUACAGGAGAGGAAGGGGGAGUUUCACUGUGCAAACCAAAGUCUGUAGUAUGAGCAAGAUGUCAGUGUUGUAUAUGCAAAUUUUAGAUACAUUAUAAGGAGGUUAUGCCAGUUAUAGACAUCUUGUAAAAUAGGCGAAUACAUUUUAUAGUCAUUGAUUUCCAUUUAACAGUGUAUCUCUUUUCUAAUUUUAUUUAGUAGCUCAUCAGGUAGCAUGAUUUUUUUUAAAAGCUGGCAGCUGAAUCAUUUUUCAAGCAAUUGAAAAUUCUUUUAACAUAUUUAAUUAAGAAAGGUAUACGUCAGUUUCUCUUUGGCCACUUACAAUACAGAAACCCCUUAAAAUAGGAGAACUAGUUUAAAUACUGUUAAAAUUGGGGAAAUAGAACAGUUUUCAUCUGAUGCUGAAGAAUAAGUUUUGGGAAGCCCUGUAAAAUAGAAAGUUAUUUCCCUUGGCACAUCCCAAGUAGGGAUUGCUACCUGCAAUUCUUUUGACAGUAUUAAUACUGUGUGAUCAAGUUCUUUUGAAUUGCAACUAUGAAUUUGUGAUGUGAGUUUGGUUUACUAAUAUCCAGUGUCUUAAUGUGUGUUCCUUAAUGAACAUUUCCCCUUUUUUAAAUGGGAAAAUAGAAAAAAUAAAAGAGAUCAAAGAACCAGCCAAGAAAUUGAAAGAGAAGCAAGAAGGAAAGAAGGAAACCAAAGAUGAAGAGAGGAAAAAAACCAAGAAGAAAGUUGAUGACUUGGAGAGAAAGGAUAAGAAAGUUGCUGAUGAUAAAUCCAAAAAAGAAUCUGAAAAGGUUAAGCGAGACAGGAGAGGUGAAAAGGAGAGAUCAGGGUUAGACAAGAAUCUUAAAAAUAAAGAGAUAAAAGAAUCAACUAGUGGCAAAGAGAAAGAAAUUAAGAAAAUAGCUAAAGCCCUUUCUAAAGCAUCUGAUAGCUCAGCAAAGGAUGAAGAGAAGAGGAAAAAAGUAAAAUGAUACUAUUUUCAUAUCUGAAUGUUGCUUCAGUUAGAACUGAUAGCACGAGAAUGUAAUAUAGCACCACUAAGGCAAUUUGUCUUAAGCUUGUUAGAGUAAACAAGAUGACAGAAUAAUUUGCACAAACAGCCUUAGAAUACGUAUGAAAUUGUAAGCAUGAAAUAAGAUAGACUGCUAUGAAAUUUCAAUUUGUACAUAGUAUGUCUGAUAAUGUCUUGUACAUUCUUAUUGUACUGAGAUCAUUUAUAUAAUGGAAUGUUUUUGGUACUCAGUAUGUCACACAUAAGGCUAAUACAAAAAUAAAACACUGAAAUAUUUGUAAGUGUUGUUUUACACUGGGAAGUAGAAGUAUUAGGGGAAAAUAAGGUAGACUAGUUUUCAAUUUUUAUUUUUGUGUUCAAUGAACAUGAUCCAAUUUAUACACUUGGAACGAUGGAAAAUCUUAUCAAUAUCCAUAUCACUCUAGAAAGUGCAACAAAACACAUCUUUUUCAACUAUUCAGAAAAUAAAUACAUGGAAGAAUGAAAGCUCAAAUGGAGCAAUGAAAAAAUGUGAAGAACAGGUGUAAAAUAAGUAAGAACAUUUACUACAAAUUAUACCUUCAUUGCUACCCCCUCUGUUUGCAUUUUACAGACGGCACUGGUUUUGUUUCCUGUUGGGUAGAAAGUAGGACAUACUAUUAUAUAUGUUUUUAAAUAAACCUUGAAUAUAAUCUUUUCCAAAAUGAUAUUUGGAAUAAGUCCAUUUGCUGUUUUUAUCUUGACAUGGAGAAUACUGUGUCAAAAAGUAUUUGGGGCGAGGGGGAAAUCUAGGGCUGAACAGACAUUGGUAUAUGUGCUAUGAUCAGUGCAAGGUUUGAAAAUAUAUGGUUGUGUAGCUCUUUGUGUCUCUGGUCUUACCACAAGAAGUACUCAUAUAUGGGUGACAAAGUACAAUUUUGACACAAAAAUAAAAGCAACAUAUUUUAGCCUUGUUUUUCAGUAAUACAACACAUUUAGAAUUCUCAUGAGAUAAAAUGCUUUACUUGAUCAUGUGAAAAAACCUAUGCAAUUUAAAUUUUAGACAUCUGUGUGGGUUUUUCUGGGACCAACUCUUCCAUGUUUUCUGAAAUGUAUAUUGGAUUAUGUAUUUGCAUCCCGUUGUCAAAUUUUCACUUUUGUGUGAACUAUUGCAUGAAAUAGUGGGUACACGCUAUAGUAUCAUAUUUGAAUGGCAGAGAGAUGAGUGGGGAACAAAGCGUAGAAUACAAUAAUGAAAUACUAGCACUUCCCUAAUACCAGGGGUUAUAUAUUUGGGUUGAUCAGUUUAUAGCUAGAUAAUUUUUUUAAAAAGGGUGGUGGAAGUUGGAAAUUAAUCUCCCAAUGUAAAUGGCUUCUAUCCUUUCGUUGUGAGCCAAGCCAACCCUAUUCUGUCACUUCUCACCCCUUAGCUUAUAAUGCUCUGCAUAAGUAAUCAAAUUUAGGUAGAGCCCUUGGGUUUUGCAAAUUUCAGGUGCUGCUGUUUUCCUUUCCACCUCCAGCUUACAUUUUGGGAAAGCUUUUAGGAAAGAGAAGAGACUGGCAAAUGAGCUGGUGAUUGGGGAGCUUCUAGAUGUUUCCAAGCUUUGAAUGAUGUUUAUGACAAGCCUGAGUUUUUUAAAAAAUAAAAUCCAGAAAAGUGUAGGUGGACUCAGCCCAUUCACAAUCAAGGCAAGUUUCUCUCCAAACUGAUAUGAGCGGGUCUAACCAUUUCUUAUUCAGCUGAGAUUGAUAUUCCAUCAGCAAAGGUCAGACUGUCACUUUUCCGUAUAGCAAAGGGGAUUUGUGCCUAUAGCACACAUAGGUAGUACAUAAACACAUUGAUUAGUGUUACAAACAAUUUGUCCACAAGACAGGUUCCUGCAAAGCAGUAUUAUAGGGUCUGAGGAGCAGGUUGGACAUGGAACUUCUGGCCUAUUUAUAUGUUUCUGAGAACGAACAAACUCCAUGUGGCGUGAGACUUUCCUGCUUACCUCAACAUCUAUACAUUUGGUACUGCAUCUAAAUGGUGUGGAUGUACAGAAUUUAUGGUUACAGACAUUAAGGGUUGCCUCUCCCCCAUAUGAACUGACCCGGACCCUAUGAUAAUCAUCUAAGGCCCUUCUUCAUGUGCCUUCUCCAUGAAAGGUCAGGAGAGUGACAACAUGAGAACAGGCAUUUUCCUUGCAGUCUUCCUGUUUGUGGAAUGCUCUUUGAGGAAGGCUCGUCUGGCACCUUCAUUACAUAUCUUUAGGUGCUAGGUGAAAACAUUUCUCUACAACCAGGCCUCUGGCUGAUCAGCAUUCCAUGGCCUUUUAAAUGUGUUUGUGGGAGGGGUUUUGUUUUGUUAUUUGAUUUUUGUUUUGUUUUAUUUUGUGCUUGUUGUGAACUGCCCUGUGAUCUUUGGAUGAAGGAUGGUAUACAAAUUUAAUAAAUAAUAAUAAUAAUUUGAUCUUUACCUCUAACAAAUGAAGAUUCAGCAACAUGAAGACUGAGUUUGUACCAUUUAGAUGUUACAUCUGGUUCAUGGUAACUUUUAGGGUAGUUCAUAUUUUACUUCAUUUUGGAUUGAAACCUACAGGUUGAAUCUUUUGAGAAAAUACUUUGCAGUUCUGCAUACAGAAAAUCAUCAAAACCAUGCACAUUCUUGUAUGAAAUGAGUUUACAGUAAUAUUCCAAUAGAGUUUCAUGUCACCAGUUUGUUCUGAAAGAAGAAUGAAGAAACUGACAGUGCAAUUCUAUAUACAUUUACUCAGAAGUAAAGCUCUUUAUGCUCAGUGGGAAUUACUCUAACAUGGGUGUGAGUAGGAUUGCAGCCUUAGUGUCCAUUUAGUAAAAUCACAGAGUGACCUAUUCUCUAUAACACAAUCCACCAGAAAAUCCACCAGAAAAUUAGGGAUGUUCUUUUAUGCCACUUCUGUUUACAGCAGAAUGGGUUGCACCCAAGGUUUUGGUGGACUAUACUAGCAGUUUGUAAACUUAUAAAUGCUACAGAAGAUAUGUUAAAAUCACUGCUCAGAAAUGCUUCCGCUUACUUUAAAAUUGCAAUGGAUAAAAAUGAGUCCAUCAAAUUCCAUUUUCUUGAAGUGGACAAUGAUCACUGUUGAUGUGCAGGCCUUUCUUACUGAGCCCCCUCAUGAUUUUCUGUGCUUUGUUGUGCAGUAUUGGUGGAAUAUUGCCAAUGUGGUCAAGUACAUGCUGAUUAUGAAUUUUGGGGAAUUGUCUUGAUCAAAGAUGCUAAAUGAUAAGAUUGUAGCAUGGUAUUUGGAUUUGACAGGUCAAGUGGCUGGAUCUGUAACCUGUCUCCCAUUUGAAAAAUGUUUACAUCCAUUAUUUAGAUCAGGGAAAGAAAACUGUGGUUCCCCCACAACUAUUAGCCAUAUUGAUUAGAAUUUAUAGAAACUGAAAUGCAACAUUUGGAGAGCCACAGGUUCUCUAUGCCUGGUUUAGUCAUUUGAUGGAAAUGCCACUCAUUUAUACUACUUCUAGCUAGAAAAACAUGUUUGUUUUUAGUGGUGCAAAACCUAUUAAUUGUAUGUCAGGAGCAUUUUACAUGUGGAAGCAUUCAAAAUAUAUUGUCUCCUUUUUUUCUGCCUGUAAUCUGAAGUAGUACAAUCCAGAAUUCUAUUUGUAUGCUGCUUUAUUCUGUAUAAUGUAUAAUGUAUAAUGUAUAGAUUAGCUCUCAAAAGUGUGCCACAGAGAAGGUCCUCAGAAACAGUUUAGGGAAAAGAGAGGUUGAGACAUCGUUUUCACUCUUCCCCCUGCGCCCCUCAGUCUAGAAUCUUAACCUUGGAAAGAUACCUUCCUCCUUCUCUGCCCGUGAGCUGGCUUUGAGUGGGAAGCAGUAUUUUCAUUAGACAUACAUUGCUUCACUUCAUUCUUCUUCCCUUUACCCCAAGCCAGUUCUUCUUGUUUCAUCAAUGGUAAUGAUCUCUAUACUGGAUAGGGGAGUUGUUGGUGUGUGGGUGUGUGGGGUUAAAUAAGGAAUGAAGCAAGGGUGAAGGAUUAGGAAUGGAGCUUCAACCUUCAUUUGGAAACAGCUACUAUCCCAAAUCCACCUUUGGCUUCUGCUUAACAACUAAAUAUAUAUUUUAGAAGAAGUGGCCCUAAUAUUUGUAAUACCAUCUUUUGAUGCUCUAGGUAAUUAAAAUUUAAGAGUGCCAUCCAGAGACACAUAUAAGUUCACAGCAGCAUUUGGAGAGAUUUCCUUGAAGCAGCCCAUAACCCCAUAUUUACAGAGCAACUUUGGGUUUUGGCAAAAGGAAACUGAUUUAAAGGCAGCUGGAAAUGAAACCAGUUCAUACAGAGAGAAGUUUUCCUUUAAGAAGAUGCUGCAACAGGCUCCAAAAACUGGUUUUAAAAAAUGAAAAAAAUGUUGGACUUUGAAAUACAAUGUGGUACUUCGGUUGUUUGUGUGUAGUAUGUACUCUCCUUUUUGGUAGUCUUUAUAUUUGUGGGCUUGGAUCCAGACUUUGCUCCCCGUGGGGGAGACUCCUUCGAGCAGAGUUCUGAUCAGGGGACUCCUUCACAGGCAGAAGGGAGAAGGUGGCAAUUCCUCCGUCCUUCCCUUAAAGCCCUCUGAAAAAAUAAUAUUGUGUGGGGUUGCAAGGAAAGCAGGGAUGAGUGGACGUUUCCUCUUCCCUCAGCUUGAUCCCUCCACUGGAUCAAAAGCCUAAAUGGAAGGAGCCGUUACAGUCUUUCUAAGUUUGGAUUCAACCCCUUGUCAUUAUCUCAGUGAUACCUAAGAAAGCCAAAAUGUUGAAUCAGAAAGGCUAAAGUUAACUUUAUAACUAAACAAUGCAGGACUUAAAGAAAGAUCUGUCCCAGAACAGCAAAAGCCAAGAGAUGCUGAAGAGGUUACCCAACCUACAGAGGAGCCACAUGGGAGAGCAGGUAGGUUCUCUUGCAAACUAAGUCAUAGAAAAAUAAACUCCAGUCUUGUCUAUCUUUUUGUAUGGUAAAAGCUUUACAGCAUCUGCUCUACAGCAAGUUGUCCUCAAUGAGAGGUUUGCAGAUCUUGUCGUAUUGCAAACCCUCUUCCAUACUGUUAACACUAUGGGAGUGCUUUCAGAAUGGUUCCAUUGAGGUAGCGAUAUGCAUAAUGUCACAUUGAAUUUCUUUCUAUUUAGAUCUUUCAUGAAAGAUUAGUCAGAAGGACAAUCCUAGUUUCUGGUUCAUGAAUUGUUGUGUGUACUUCACCAGCACAUUUACACAAAAUCAUUCUGAACUCAUCUCUCAGGGAAGUAAACAUAUGAAAAUAUGCCCCAAAUCAGAAAAGAUAAAAACAGAGGGUGGCAUCCAAUGUCGUGUGAGUGGACUUCUCCUUCCUUGCUUCUUCCUGAAGCACCAUUCCCACACCCCAACUACUCUGCAGCCCUCCAGAACAGAUUUGGGGGGUAUAGGAGGAAGGGUGUAUCUGUUCCACCAGCACUUUAGGUUUCCCCUGGCAGAUGAACACUGUUGGACUGCACCCCAAAAUGAAAUAGCUAUUGAAAUCAUCUUUGGAUGUAUAUUCAUUUAAUAGACUAGAUUCUCCAUAUAACCUUUAAAACUUUUCAAAUAAAAUAUUAAUUAGCUUGAAAUAUUAAAAGUAGUUUCUUUACUAGAGUCCUUUAUAACAGGGAUUGAACUGUAUAAACACCCUAAACAGCUUUCUGUUACACUGUAUACAUAUGCCAGUACAUUCAUUUAUUUUGUUUUUGUUCUUUGCCACUCUUAGCAUGACAAAUAUUUUCCUUCAUUUCAGGCAUUGAGUAUUGUAAAAAGAAAUGAGUAUUUUCUAUAAUGGAGUGGGUCCAGAUUAAAUAUUUUAAAGACACUUAAAACAAUAUGCAAGUUUCCUAGUACUUGGAAAUCUUCUUGCAAUAUGUACAUCCCACUGAUAUUUGAGAAAUUUCUAUACUGCUCAGUGCCAAAAAUGGCCACAGGGCAAUGUGCAACAAAACAUACAAUGCAGUAUAUAAUAAGCAACAUAAAUGUCAAAAAUCCGAGAUCCGUAUUAACUUGACUGUAGAUUUGUACUUCUCUGUGUAGGUUUUACCAAUAUAUUGCUCUUAUGGUACAAUCAGUAAUUCGUUCUGCUUCAUAAGCUCCCAUUGUUGCUCUAAUUCUAGGUUGUGGACCUUGGGGUUCUAGUAAAAAACAAUGUAGAUUCCAGAAGCCUGAAGUCUGCCUUUGUAUGAUAAAACCUUACAGGCUGUGCUGGCUCAUAUUCAAACAUUUUCAUUAUCAUGAGGGCUGCAAAAGUGCUUUAUGUAAAAACGAAAGCUAAGAUCCUCAGGAGUCUAGAUAGUUCAGCAUAGCAGAUUCUACCACAUACUCCCAGCUCGUGGAAGAUGCACUGUUAAUCAUGAUGGAUAGUUUCAAAUUAUUUAAACUUAGAGGUGACUAACCUGUGGCCUUCAGAUGUUGGCUUCCAACCCCCAUUCACUCAUGGACAGUGAUGUGGAAUGCUUCGUCCAUCUCUACUAGAUUUAUUUUAUUUUACAAAAUGUAUACAGUGUUUGACUGUAAAACAGCAACAACCCCCCUCAAAGUGCUGUACUAUAGCCUUGUACUUAACUAUAGUCUCAUACUGUUAAUUUAUGGACUCACAGAAUCAUAGAUAACCAAUGGUUAUCUAGUCCAAUGCUCUUCAAUGCAGGAAUUACAGCUCAAAAAAUCCCUGACAGAUAGCCAUCCAAUCUCCGUUUAAAAACCUUCAAUGAAGGAGAGUCCACCAGCUUCUGUGGGUACAUGUUUGUGAAAUGUACAGGCACCACCCCACUUGUGGAUGUCCACGUCAUGUGUGACUGUGCAAAUGCAUUGUAUCAGGAACCCAGAAGUAGGGGAAGAGACCUGAAGGACCUCAACAAAGCCCUGCUGCGCCUCCAGCUUGUGGGGAGACCCUCCCCAGAGCCCAAAGAGGAUGUCCUCUUUGGGCUCUGGGAGGGUGUCCUGGUGAGUCAGAGGUGCAGUGGGGUGCUUCCCACUUAAGGGCAUUUCAUUAAUGUGUGCAGAGGGCCAGCACAGACUCCCCUGUGUAAGUGGGGAGUCACCUGUAUAUGAAAAAAACUUGAAUAAAAAUGCCAUAUAUCACGUGCCAUAUAUCAAAUCCAUAGGUAAACAUGCUCACUUUCCCUAAAAGUAUUUGUUUUCUGGUUUUCGAGUUUAGUCUCUUCUUUCUGCUUACCUUUGAUGUAUUCUCUAAAAUAAUGUAGAACACAGAAGUGCCGAAGCAGAACCAGAAGAGGAAGAUGAAAUGGACACUUUGCUACGUCAAAUUCUUGAAACAGAGUUUGGUAUGAAUGAAUACUUUGUCCAUGAACCUCUAAAAAGAAAUUUUAGAACUAAUCAAUUAUUUUGAUCAGUUAAAAAAAUGUAUGUAGCUAGUUACCGAUCGUUCAGAACAUUUUUGCUGCUGGUUGGAAAUAAAUGUUUGCUUUCCAAAAUGCAAUAAUGACUGUAGUGGCUAAUGACCUGCCCCUCACAUGUUUGUCCAAUGAUACCAGUUUAUAGAAUUAUCCCAUAUUAACAGUAAAGGCUUGAGGCGCAAUAUCAGAGCUAAGCACUCUUAAGAUCCACUGAUUUCUGUGAAAGGAGCAAUUUUAAACUAGUGGGUUGUAUGUGGACAUUUCCCUCCACAAACAGAAGGGCUCCUUCAUUUGCGGAUGGGACUCCAGUCCAGCAGAGGCUUUCAUUCCACUUUACUUGAUGCUCCUGCUGGCAAAAGGGGAAGAAGAUGAUUUUUGGCAGGACCUAGAAGACCAGGAUUCAAAUCCCCACUAUGCUAUGAAGCUCACUGGAGGACCUCGGACCAGUCACUGUCUCUCAGCCUAGCCUACUACACAGGGUUGUUGUGAGGAUAACAUGAAGAGGGGGAGAACUGUGUAGCUUUCUUGAGUUCCUUGAAGGAAAUAAAUGUAAUAAUAAUAAAAAAUAAAUAUUUAUUUAUUUAUUUAAAUAAUUUAUUUAUUUUAUUUUAUUUUAUUUAUUUAAAUAAUAAUAAUAAAUAAAUGUAAAAAUAAAUAAAUAAAUAAUAAAGUAGUCCCCUGUGCAACUUCCCAUACUGUUCUUCAGGGUCUCCCAAUACUCUGGAACAGAUUUUCAAGGUGCACAGAGAGCUGUCUGAGGAAGGGGGGGUGUCUCCAAAAAGGUGUUCUUCCCCUUCCUCCAGUGGGACAUCCAGUUAGCAAAAUUCCAUCUGGAUCCAACCCAGUGGGCCUUAAAUGUGUUUGGAUUGUACCAAUGAUCUGUUUAGAAGGGCGGUGAUUACAGAAUGCAAUUGAGACUGUUCAGUUGAUAUGCUGUUUUUCUAACAUUUUAAGAAAAAAUAAAUGAAGCGGAUGAAGAAACAGAUUUUCAGGAGGAGAAUAGUGAAUCACCUGACGUUCCCACAGAACAGGAUGUCUAUGAUGGAGACCUUGAAGAUAAAGGGCCAGAAGUGUUAGAAACACCAGAAUCUGACUAUGAAGGUACCUGAAAUAUUAAGAGUAUUCAGCAUGUUGUUCUUUUCCUUUUCCUUUUUUGAAAGAGAUUAAGAAGGUGGUGAGAUAUUUUACUUAGACUUUUAUGGAAUAAAUAUAUGUCUUUGAGUUCAUUCAGUUCAGUCAAACAUAGUAUGUCAUCAAGUCUGCUUUAAAUGACUUGUAUACUGUAUUGUGACCCAGUUUGGACGUCAUUGGAAGGAGAGUUUAGUGAAUGGAAGAAGACUGCAGCAUCAUGUGUGCCCUUCCUUCUGCCUUCCCCCUCUCAUGCAUGAAUUAAGCAUACAUCUAACCUGAAGCCUAAGAUCCUGAAAAUUGUGGUUUUAUCAGGAUGUUCAAAAUAUUUAGAAGUAUGCCUAGAUUCAUUUUAACCUGAAUUGAUGAUGCUCAUACCAAGAUGCAGGGAGGCAUGAGGAAAUUCACUUGCAAUAAAAGAAGUAUUGGAAGACAGCACAAAUGGUUCUGUGGUCUACUCUAGUCCUUACAUUGUUCUGUGGUCUACUCUAGUCCUUACAUUCUAGUUCCAGGAUUAUGUCUACUCCAAGCAUAUGUGUCUAAAAACUGUUAGAUUAAUUGGGCACCUUUCUGAAAAUUGACAGUAUUUUAACUUAGCAGUAGGUGGUCUUCAACAAAGUAUUUGCAAUAGCAUAAUGGGAUUUCCUUGCUCUAUUCCCCCCUACCUCCCAGAAGCCCUGCCCUGUCCCCAAAUGUGCUCUGGAAGGUUGGGGGAAAUCCCCGAACAGCUUUAGGAGACAUACAGGGGGAGAAGAGUCUGACGAAAUAUUUUUCCUAGUGCUACACUGAAUACAACGUUUUAUGUACCUUCAAAAACCAAAUAUUUCCCUUCUUUUUCAUUUCAGAACCUGCAAGUGACUAUCAACCAGGAGAGCCAGACACAGAUGACAGUCAUGGUAUGUCUGCUUUUCAUAAUAGCUUUGAGAUGCUGUGAAGUCAUAUAUCAGGUGAUGAACAUGUGUCUGUGAACUGAUCCUAAAUAUUUGCAAAUUUAAUGGGAGAGAUAGUUGACGGAAUUUUCUAAAGUGUUGGUUUUCAACCUUACCUAAGUGGAUCACAACUUUACCUAUCGUAUCUGAAGAAGUGUGCAUGCACACGAAGGCUUAUACCCAGAACAAACUUAGUUGGUCUCUAAGAUGCUGCUGGACAAUUUUCUUAUUUAUUUCAACUACAUCAGACCAACACGGCUACCUACCUGGAACUUUACCUAAGACAGAUUGCCAUGAUUCAAUGCCAUUUCACAUUUUAUGUUACAGUGGACGCUCAGGUUGUGAACAUGAUCUGUGCGGGAAGCACGUUCACUACCCGCAGCGUCGCACCUGCGUGGGUUGCGAUUCGGUGCUUCUGCGCAUGCGCAAAGCACGAUUUAGCUCAUAUGCUCAUGCGCAAGUGCCGAAACCUGGUAGUAACCCGUUCCAGUACUUCUGGGUUCGGCGUGGUGCGCAACCCGAAGCAUCUGUAACCUGAGGUAUGACUGUAUUUACAUAAUGCAUCUUCUCAGCCAGGUGAUGAUAACUUAUGUAUUGAGAAAUACUAGUCAGGGCAAAGCUGCCAUACAUAGGCGACUCACUCAACAUUUGAGGGUAGCAUGGUUCAUGUACAUUCACAGUCUAUAAUCCUAAUAAGUCUUAACUAGAAAGACCAAUGUAAAAGUGGCUGUGGCAAGCUGCCUUUUUUGGAUUUGGCAAAUCUGAAGAUAAGAUUCCAUCAGGGUUGAGGUCCUUUUGGGAGGUGACAGAUAAAUUUCUGUUUUGGUGCUGACAUUGGAGGCAGCAGUUAUGUGAAGCUCUGUGCAGAGGAACAUGAUUAAGGUGCCUGUCUGUAGUUUGGGUAGAGAGAAUCCAGUAAAAGUCAAACCCACAAGUGGGGAUGAAAUGCCCAUACAUAGAGAAUAAAGAUAAAUAGAGCAAGGGGAGAGAGGAAAAGAAAGAUAGAGAAUCAGAGAGAAAAUAUAUAAGUGGGACCCAUGUUAGAGGGGUUUAAUGAAAUGCCAGAUCAAAAUAUUUGAAGAUAUUCUGAUCAAAAUAUAUUAUAUUUCAUAAUACUUGUUGAAAUCUAUGUGCAUUCAUUAGUUCAUCUAGGCUUAAAUUCUAUACACAAACUACACUGGAGUUCAAGUCCCGUUGAAUGCAAAGGGGCUUGCUUCUGAAUUGACAUGCACAGAAUCCUGCUAUUGACUAGUUAUUAAAUGCUUUGAGAUAAUAUAUAUUAUUACUUUCUUUGACAAUCUGUUCCUGGGGGGAAAUUUUCUACUCCGAACUUUUCAUGGCUAGUGUUGAUAAAAGCUGGGCAUUCCCAGUUAUAGUUGUGUGACUUUCUUUCCCAUCAAUCUUGAGUUAAAGGUAAAGGGACCUCUGACUGUUAAGUCCAGUCAUGGACGACUCUGGGGUUGUGGCGCUCAUCUCGCUUUACUGGCUGAGGGAGCGGGCCUACAGCUUCCGGGUCAUGUGGCCAGCAUGACUAAGCCACUUCAGGCGAACCAGAGCAGUGCACGGAAAUGCUGUUUACCUUCCCGCCGGAGCGGUACCUAUUUAUCUACUUGCACUGUGUGCUUUUGAGCUGCUAGGUUGGCAGGAGCAGGGACCAAGCAACUAGUUAGUCUAACUCAUUUAAACCCUCCAGCCGUGACAACAGCAUUAAUAAGCUAUUUGUGAUUUAAUGUGAACUUCUAAUUUUCAGAUACAUAUGAAUAUCAUGCACAUACGGAAGAAGCUACAUAUGAACCAGAAGGCCAAGGUUUGUCUGGUUAUUAUUCACAUAGAAGUAAUAGGUUAUAUAGAAUGUGUCUGUUUCUCUAUGCUUAACCAACCUUGUGAGCAAUGGAACUGCAAAUGUGCACAUAGUUUAGAUCAAGGAAAGCUUGUCUUUUGUCUUGGUAGGCUGUUGAUCUUGCAUUCCUGUUAUCUUUAAAAUAAAUGCACAAUGUGCAUUUAAAAUGUCCCAUCUGUGAGACAAAAAGGCAUCCCAGAAGAGGGUUAAAAAUAAUACUUAUUGUAAUAUAGCAGUGAAAGCUCCUUGUGCUCCUAUAAAUUAUUAUUUUAAUUUGUGUAUAUGUUUAUUUAUGAAAUACAUUGCAGUGCAGCAGUUACAGUUAAUACCAAAAGAUUAAUAAAAUACUAUAAUACAUUUUAAAUAUUUUUAUAUACUCAUAUUCUCAAACAGUUAAAUAUUUCUAUAAAUGCUAAAGAAAAAGAAAAGUUAGAAUCUUAUGUUGCUUAUUAACUAUUUCACCUACACUUCAUACUAUUAACUUUUCCUCAGCAAAUAAUAUGGAUUCACUGAGUCUUAUAUUUUUACUUUGUUCCAAUAAGAAAUAAACAAAUUCAGUUUCUUCCAUAAAAACAUUUUCUUGUUGACUCUUUCACUUCAAAUCAGAUUUGUGAACUUCCAUUAUGCAUGCGAUAUCCCAGACUUGGACUACCCAAGAAUCUUUUUUGGUGCUUUUCCAGUUCUGACAUACUGUAAUUCUGGCUGUUAGAAAAUGAGUAGACAUUUAUGUAUCGUUCUUUAGUAUACUAUGUUUAAGGUAGCCAAAUAGUAUUACUACUGUAUCUUUGGUGAGAUCACAGGAAAAAAUGUUUUUUUAUUUCCAUCAAUGACUAAGGACUUUGAUUGAAAGACUGACUCCAAUUAUAAAUAAUAUUCUUAAAAUAAUAACUGGCAGCCUAAUUGCUGUAAUAAGAAACAAGGGGAAGAAUGAUGAUUAAUUUUUGAAAGUGGUUCCUCUUGAUAGCUUCUUUAUCUGUUUUAAGAAAGGGUUUUAAUUGAACCUAAUGAAAAGAGGAAAUGGCUUCUGACUGUCAGAUGGUCAGGGCAUGUGCUUUUCGUAAGUGAUGUGUGAUGCAUGAAGCCUGUUUUUAUUACUCAUUUCUAUUUUGCUUUGGAACAAUUUGUACAUUAAAAAUACUGAUUUAGUAUGCUAAGAAAAUGAUGGUGAUGUAUGGGGGCAUAAUACAAAUCAUACACUAUGAAGCUAAAAUGGUAUAUGCACCAAUAUAUUAUUAUUAUUAUUAUUAUUAUUAAUCAUAAUAAUAAUAAUAAGUAGUAGUUGGUUUAUAUAUCACAGUUGUAUCUUAUAAUGCCUAUAUGCAGAGGGCCAUAUCCAACUAAGUAGUUCUAAGUAGAAACUUAGAAUGGAACUGCUCCAUUGAAUUCUGCCGUAUAAGGCUAACUUACGUAGACUCAAACACAUAAUCUGCAAAACAUGAAUUUAGAAGUGCAAGCCUCUUUGCAUAUAUGAUUAAUAUGUUAAAUUGACUGUAGGAGACCUAGUGCAGUCCUGAUUCCUUCCUCUUUCAUCCAAUCAGUCAACCAGCUGUAUAGAAACAUGUACUUUGAUUUGCACAAAUGAAAACAUAUUUUUGUCUGUCUUCCACAGAUGACACAGAACUAAAUCUAGAGGAUGCUCUGGAUCAUAACACAGGUAUUACACAGAAGUCUAAAUACCUGCAUUUUACAGUUGGAUUCUACUUAAUUUAAAAGUCAGGUUAUGUUACCCAACAGAGCAGGGGUUGCUGACAUUUUUGGGCCUGUGGCACAUCUGGGAAGAGUGCUGUAGGUACUGUCCCUUCUGGUUGCUUUUUCACCCCUCUUCCUGGGUCAGACCUGCCCCCAACAGACAAAUUGAAAGAAAGCACAUGCAUACACACAGCCAAACAUACUUUUCUUUUACGUAUGAGUAAAAAAAAUCAGAUCCAGUAGAAUUAAAUAAGAUCCUCUUGAAUUUGCAUAAUUUUACCAAGAGGCCCUGAAAAACCACAAUCAAAUUAAUGCUUACAGUAAUACCACCAACAAAUCACAUAACACAUCUGUGUAUACAGAGGCAACUUGUGAUAUGAUGGGUACUUUUGAGGUAAUCCCUGGUAUAAAUUAUGAGGAUCCGUAAGUAUCAGUGUUUCAUAUCCCUGGCAAUGCCCUAGAUCCAUGUCUUUUCCAGUUCAGUCAAUAGAAAAGAUGUGAUCUCUGAUUUGAUGGUUGAUAGGGGAAGGGAACCAGAAGUGGUGGUGGUGAUUUUAAUGGAUUAUUCUUCUCUUUCUUUUCUAACCAAUGUGGCACUCUGCUCUCCUCUCUGGCUAUUCAAUUUUCUUCCUCCCAGAUUGCUCACUUUUCCCUACCCCUUCUAUUAAUACCUCCACCAUUGCCUGUACACAUGCACCUUGACCUACACAAAGACACAUAUCCAAGCCCUCUGGGACAUUGUGAGCUACUCAGUUUGCCCUUGCCUUCCAUGCUGCUUGCUAUAUCGGCUUCCCAGUUAAAUGCCGAUUAAAUGCAGUAAGAUGUGAAUUCUUAGGAAUAAUAUGUGACAGUAGAUUUAUUGCAUGCAUUAACAGUCUCUUUACUUGCAGAACCUUAUUUACAUGACACAGAAAAGCAGGACUAUGUGGAUGAACAUGGUAUGUUGUGUGACUUUAUAGCAACGCUGUGAUUAAGAGCAGGACAUUUGUUUUUUACUUUAGUUGUAAUAUUGUUUGAAAGUCCUCACAUUUAUAACAUGUUGCUGUAACAGUACGGCUGUACUGUGUGUAUAAAUAUUGCAAUUAUGGGUUGGAGUUGAUCUCAUGUCUUUCUCAGCUGAUUAAUGCCUGCAUUUCUGGAUUGGGUUGUGGGGAAAGCUUUCUGCUUCCCUACCCACAUGUGUGGUAUUCAUGUGUGACUCAGCCAUAUUUUACUGUGUAUAGUGGCUGAACAGUUUUAUAUUUAUAUUAUAUCAUUUUUAUGAUAAUUUGCUAUUGCUCACCUCUUGGAUAUUUUAUGAUUAAAUUAUAUAUGAAUGGGUAAGUAAGUAAAUAAAUAAAUAAAUAUAAUGCACAUAGAAUGUCACCUCAAAGAAGCAGCAGACAGCUUGGCUUGUGUGAAAGGGCCAUAGCUGAAUCAGUUUUUCUAGCUGUAUUUUAAAGUUUUGAAAAAUUGACAACGAAAUGCAAAUCAUUCCUUGUGCCCAAGAUUCCUUGUGCCUUACAAAAAUGUUAAGCUUUAAUCAGCAACAAAUAAGUCGUGUGUGUUAUAGUGAAAUAUGUGAUUGUUGGGGAACCUUUCCUUUCUCUGUCCUGAACAUAAAAUAUUGCUCAGUGACAGAGAACUAACUACCUUUGCAUGCAAAAUGUCACUGAUUUGAUUACUCUCAGAGAUAUGAGUGGAAUCACCACAAAGCAUCUCCCAAGACUCUUAAACCCCAAAGGCAGUCCAGAAAGAAGCUGUGAAUAAUGGUAUUAAAAGCUGCUGAGAGGUCAGGGAGAAUCAACAGGGUUGAAUUUCCCCUACAAAUUUCUCCUGACAAAGGUCAUUCUUAAAAUUUAUUUUUAUUUAUUCACAACAUAAAUCUCAAAAUUGAUCUGGACAAGCGAAUUUUUAUUCCAAAACCAGAUCUGAAACUGGAUUGAAAUGUGCCUAGAUAAUCAGUUUCAUUUGAUCAUGCUUGAAGCUGUCCUACUCUACCUUCUCAAGCAACUUGCCCGCAAAGCAGAUACUUUCUUCUUCCCUCACUCUCUGUCCAUGUUUACUCAGCAGCAAGGCCUGUUACCUUCUGUAGCUUUAUCUCUAGUAAGUGUGUUUAGGAUUGCAAUCUUAGUUUCUUUCCCUUUCCUCCAUCUGAUCUACCUAUCUGAAGGGGCCUUCUACAAGCUUUGCCAGCCCAUUGAGAUCUUCUUGAUUCAAGCACUAAGAACUAUUUGAUGAUGUCCCAGUGUUUGAAAACACCAGGCCAUAGUUUCUGGAAUGUCCAGAAGGGGGCAUUCUAGUCAUCAUAAAUUUGUGAGUGCGUCUCUCCCCCUCUCAGUGUGCUUCCAACUUCAUUUGAGAUCCCUACUCUUAUCCAGGCAGCUAGUCCACUUCACUACAAUGUGUGUGUGUGUGUGUGUGUGUGUGUGUGAGAGAGAGAGAGAGAGAGAGAGAGAGAGCGUUCACUGAUUAAGACAAACUGCUUUGCAUAUCACAGUCCUUUAAAAUCUUAUGUAUUAAAGUCUUUUUCUAGCAUAUUUACUAAUUAAUCUGACAUAAAGGAAAUUGUGAUUUUGUUACUUUUUUCUUCAUUAAGUCAUAACCAUUGUAGCAUUCCAGUUUUAAAAUUUUAAUUAUGUAUUUUUUUUAGAAUUAGAAAAUGAAGAAUUUAUUGAAGCUCAGAAUACAGGUAAAUUGACUGUGACUAUGAAAAAUAAUGACUUGGCGGUAAUGGUUUUCCUUACCUGUUUCUUUGAUGUUUUAGUGCACACACUGAGCAAGUCAUGUCCUGCAUGAGUUACGUAUAGGUGAACUAAAGAUAUAUAUCUAAUGAGUUAUUCUGCACUUUUGAACAUAUAAAUAGUAGCAAAUUAUGUCUUUGCUCUGUAACUGAACUGACAGCAAGGAAAGUUCUCUUCUCAAAGAGGCAUGGGGAAAUGGAUCUAAACAGUUCUCUACUUAGUUGUUGUGGACAAAGUUGCAACAGUGACAUUGGGUGACAUUUUUUGCCCACAUGGUCUUGCAGAGCCCCUUGCAAAGCUGAGCCCAGGCUUUUACCUGCUGCAUUCCUUAUAUAUAAUAUCAAGUAUAGGGUAGAUGGGUAUGGCUGGGCCAAAUGGGGAGCUCUGGCAGCCUAAUGCAGAGGCCUGGAGGGCAUAAUUAGGCCUGCAGGCUAUAUAGAAUCAUAGAAUUGUAGGGUUCCCCAGGCCUGUCCUAGAAGCUGACAGAAUCUGCAAUUUCAGGAAAAACUGAAUGCUGUCAGCAUGAGUCUGGUUGGUGAUAGACAUUGAUUCCUUUGAUGCAACUCCUAUAAUUGAUACUCUCUAAGGGUCUAGCUACACAUUAUGUAUAAACAUGUAGAAAAGAACCCUAAUGACAGGUUUUGUAUCUUUUUUUUCCUUUUGUUGUUGUUGACAAAAUGCAGCCUUGGUUGUCUUCUCUACUCCAUCAAUCUAUUCUGUCCCCAAACCCCUGAGUUCCAACCACAUUUUUGUGAAAGCCUGGAGUCAUUCUCUUUAAUUUACAUAGCAUGGACCUGGAUUCUUUUUUUUUCUUAAUCAGAGAGGCCUGCAGCAAUAUUUUGUUUGUUUCAUAAAAUUUAUAUACCAUUUUAUUGUAGGAAAAAAACACACCUCAAAGUGGUUAAAAAAAAGAUAAAACCAUAAAAUUAUCACUCAAAUUUUUACAACCAUAAUGUAAAACAUACAGAAAGUUAAAACCAUAAUAAAAUAGACUAAAACAAAUAAAAACUCAUGCUAACUUUCUAAACAUCUGGCUAGGUUGAUCUAAAUGAAAAUGUUUUCAGCAGGUGCCAAAAAAGAAUACAUUUUCUUGUGAACUAUAUUACAACAUUGUUCUCUUUUCAGAUGGAGAACGGUUAUCCGAACAUUAUUAUGAAAAUAUGCAAGGUAAGCAUAUAUUCAUUUUAUCAUCAUUUAUCUAGAAAUGAAUAUAUUCAUUUAUUAACUAGGGGUGGUGGUGGUGAGAAGAAUUAUGCUGCAAAACUAAUGCUUAUUGCUGGAUUAAAUAAACAUGCCCAUCUUAGCAGCAGCUGCAAUAUUGGCAUCUCAAGUCCGCUUGAAAUAUGAAAACAAUGUUGUAGAAAAAGCACAGCCUAAUGGGAGAUGUUUGAAAGAAAAUGUGAUGAAAAUGAUGUAUAGGCAGUAUAUUACUCCUGUCAAAUUAGCUAAAAUGUAUAAAAUAAGUAAUAAAUGUUAGAAAUGUAAAGAAAAAAAAGGAAACUUUUAUCACAUGUGGUGGGAAUGUAGGAAAGUGAAAAACUUCUGGGAAAUGAUAUAUAAUGAGAGGGAAAAGGUGAUUAUUGUAUUUUUAUUAUUUGCUGUACAUUGUGUACAUUGUAUGGAGGCAUGGUCAGUCAUUGAUUCCUGUAUGCAUACACUAAGAAAAAUACAGAAGUGUGCAUGUGAUGACCAAUCUACAUCUAACUUUAUUGUUUCCUAAACAGCAAUACUUUCCACAUAGGCAUUUUGUCACAUUUGAAGGGAUUUUCAGUUGUGUUGUCGGAAUAGGUAUUUUGGAGUCUGAGAAAGUGUAAGGUUUCUUUCUCCUGCUUAUAAAGGUCCUAGCUCUUAAAUUACAGUUUGUGUACAUGUUACCUCUUUGUAUUGUUAGUUUUGGUCUUUUAAAGGCUGUGAUUUAUUUAUUAUAUGUAUUAUAUAUCUAACAGAGCCAAUUGAGAGCACUGAUCAAACACAUGAAAGUGAGUAUAAAAAAUGGUUCAUUCCAUCUUAUUAGGAAUCAGUCCUAAGAAUCCUUUCAUGAUUUCUAUAAAUUCCCCAUAUUUGUGUAUAAUUACCUUUAUAAAUUAGCAGCUUCUGCUGUUAAUGAUAAUCAUAAUCAUUACCACCAUUAUAAUUAUUAAAGAACAUAAGAUCCUGCUUCUACUGGAUCAGGCCAAUGGCCCAUCUAGUCCAGCAUCCUCGUCUCAUCAUCAUCAUCAAACCUUUAUUGGCAUCACAUACAAACAUUUAGAAUAAAUAGGCCAGUGCGAUCUCAUCACCAUUUCAACAGUACAGUCAUUUGCCAAAGGGAAGAAGAGGUGAGCAAUCUAUUAUCCUCUUCUCACAGUGGCCAGCCAGAUGCCCACAAGCAUGAUUCAAGCACAAUAGUCCCAUUUUAGGAUGUUGCAAAUCCACAAGGUAUCUUUUAGAGCUAAAAGCUCUUUCAGCAGUACUCAGUUGCCAGGAUCCAAUUUGUUAUAAUGUCAUUUUGUCUUUGACCUGUUUCUUCUUUUCUCAAAAGUAUGUCAGUUUAAUAAUUAAAGCAAAUUCCCAUACCUUACCUAUCUACUCAUUAGUAACAGCUGCUACUUAGGCCCUCCAUUUCUGUGCAAACAUUAUUCGUCCUGCAGCUGUCAUAUAAGGGAAUAAUUGUGUGUGCUCUUUCUUUGUGAGGUGUUGUUUUUGUUAGUUUAAUUUGGUUGCUACUCUAACAGCAUGUUAUCUAAUUCAUUUUUAUGUGCCCAUAGAUGAAGCAGAUGUUCCACAUUCUGCUACUGAACAAAUUCAGUCAGGUACGUUUGCAUGAAUUAACCAAGGUGGGAGAAACUAAUUUGAGUAUAACUUUUAUUAAAGUUAUUUUUCUCUAAUUCAUGAAAGCACUUUUUACCUGCUGUUCAUGUGUGGAAUAAAAGGAAUACUGGACAGAGAACUGCUCAGAAACUUCAUUGUAUAAGAUGAUGGUUUUUAACCACUGAAUGUAUUGAUAAAAAUUUAGACAUCUGGAUCUUAAAAGCUCUGAAUGUAUUUAUAUACUACAUAUUUGCAUGUCACUUUGACAUUUGCUUCUGUGAAUUCAAAUAAUCACAAAUCAGUGUGGACUCAUAAGGUGUCCUGUGAGAAGUGCUGAGAAAUGUAUUAAGGCUAUUUUUGCUAGUACCUCUUUGCUGUCCUGGGAAAAGUGAAUAUUAAGUUUCUUUGUCAGGAGGAGAUAGAAGAGAUCAAACCUGUCCCCCAUUUUUAAAGCUACCUGUCUCAAGUGUGGCAAGGAAGGUUACUAGGAUAUUUGUGAACCUGAUUUCCCUUUGCCUUCUCUUACCAUAUAACAUAGCUGUCUAGACUCUGAAUUAUGCUAAUAGCAGGGAUUCAUACUGGAAUUCAAGAAUGACCAUCUACAUAGUGGCUGUGGAGGGUGCAAUUAAAAGUAGGGAAAGGGCUCUUUGCCACAUCUCUUUUUACCCUGUAACACGCUCCUCUCACCCAUUUUUUACCCAGCCAUGUUUCUAGAUGUGCUUGUAUGUCACUGGGGAAAAGCAGCAAGUGGGAAGAAAGUUAAUCACUCCAUUGUACCAACCAUUUUACUGUUUCAAAUAACACCCACUCACCCCUGCUGCUUUGCAGCUAUUUUGUGGAGACCCAGGUCUCUCCUAAAUGUGAAGUUCCAGCUGAAGUUGACGAUUCUGUGAACUAAUUGGUCAGCUACCUAUCUUUCUUGAGCUUUUUGGUUCCUGGAUGUCUGCUGGGCAUUCCUCUGUUGUAUUUGAUCUCAUACUCCAUAGUUAGGGAAAAUCCGCUCUACCAGCCAACUUAGCAAUUUUGUUUUGACAUCCUCUGCACUUGAACAUGCUUUAGUACAGCCUUUUCUUGUCUUAUGGAAGCUCACUAUUUCAAAGUUACUUUAAGGAGACAUGCAUGGAUAUCACUGGAAGAGGGUAUACAUCUUUAAGAAUGGAGUACACUGCCAAACCGUAGCUGUUAUGUUGAAUCUGCCCUGCCUUUGGAACAAACAUUUGUUUGUUUUUAAGGACUCAGGUGUUGGUAUAUAACUCCAUUAAACCACUCAUUUUCUUUGGUUUGCUCAUUUCGGAAGUCAAAACUAUUUUAAAGAAAAUACUGUAGCUAAAAUAUCCAGCUAUGAUAGCUCAAAGCUCAUAAAUAUUUAGAUAUUUGGCUUAAAAAAUAAGAGAGUAUUUUAUGAUGUACGUAUUAAAAAUAAAAUGCUUGGGGAAAACAAGAGGGAAGAGAAUGCUGUAUUUUAUAUCUGUGUCACACACUUACGCUGUAAUGUACAAUUUGACAACCUAUAUACUCUGUAUCAUCCUUAAAGUUCAUACAAUCAUUGCUGAUUUUUAAAAAAGAAUUUAAGCUUGUAUUUAUCUUAUUUCUUUAAUUAUGUCUGUAUAACUACAAAAUCAGCCUGAAUAUAUUUUGGUUUAUAUAAAAUGUAUCAGUUUGUUUAGUAGAAAUUAUUAUAGCACAGACAUACAUGGUAUAAUAUAACAUACGUUUUUCCAACUUGUUAACCGUAGAUGAGAGAGAACAUACAGAAGAUCAUGUGACUGCUCAACCCCAUGAGACAGGUUUGUACAUUAUAUUGUCAUACUAUGCUAAAACCUGUUUAUGUAAUGGUGCUUAUAUAUGAGUGUGCCCAGAAUUGUUCACCAGGGCAUAUACUUUUUCUGAUUACUUCUGUUCCAUUAUAUAACAAUAUGUCGUGAGCAGAACUAUUUUAUUAAUUCAGUUUCUUAGAAACUGAAAUGCACAUCGUAGUUCAUUAGCCUAUAUUCAUUUAUCUACUUAUUUAUUUUAUCAUAAAUUAAAACCUUUUAAAAUGCUUUUAAAAUGCAGCCCUAACUUGGGGUCACCUGGCUCGUGGGAUGAUUAUAGUGCCAGAGCCCAUGCUACAUUCAAAGUUCUACUAGUACCACCCAUCCAGGGCAAAGGACAAAAAGCUCUGGGGUUUUGGGUUGUUUUUUGCUUUGCUAUGCCAGCUCAAGCUGGCUCCUCACCUGACAGUGGGCUGGCUUAGGUUCUAGCAAAUCCUUGGCCAAGCCUUUUUUUUUUUUAAUCCCUACUCUGCCCAGUUUUGAAUUCCAUCCAUGGGUUAUCAGUGGUGGGAACACUACUAUUGGUAGCUUUCCAGCUGUACAUACAACAGGCACAGUGGUGACUUCUGUGAUGAUGGAGCUCUUACUCCAGCAGAGCCAGGGGAUGUGGCACAUCCAACUAGUCCUUGGGUUAGGAUAUCCCCUUAGAUAUCAGGGCAGUGUACAAAAUAACUUGAUACAGUACAGUGUUAAUGGAUACCCAUUUCUAUAGCCUAGUCUAGCAGAGUGGUCAGACUAUCCCUUUUGAAGUUACCAUUUCAGCAAACCCAACUAACUUUUCCAAGGAAAACCAUAAUGGUUAAAGAAAGUGAAUAAGCAGCAAUUUACUAAGAGUGUAGUUUCUCAUACGUAUGUGUAGAUAGAUAGAUAGAUAGAUAGAUAGAUAGAUAGAUAGGAUAGAUAUAGAUAGUCGUACCUUGGUUGCCUUGCGACUCGAAUGUUUUGGGUCCUGAACACCACAAACUCAGAAGUGAGUGUUCUGGUUUGCAAACGUUCUUUGGAACCCAAAUGUCCAACGCAGCUUCCGUGGCUUCCGAUUGGCUGCAGGAGCUUCCAAUAAGAUCCAAUAAAGGUGUAGAAAACAACAGUGAGUGACUCACAUCCACAAUAAAUGUCUUCUCAAGCCCUGUCUCUGGCAUUGUGAGAAGAAAGCUUCAGCUAUACAUAUCUCUGUCGCAGAGUUUGUUUAUAACCACCAAGGAGAUGCAUGUGGUGGCUGCUACUGUUUCUGGAAGCCUCUGGCUCACAUGGGUAAGGUUCCUUUAACAGCAACAUGACAGAAAAGUUCAUAUGUUGACAUUUGACCUUACGAAAGCUUCUGAGUCGGGCUUCUUUUCUGUUUACGGCAAAAAAGGGACUUUGCAACCACUGCUGUAUCUUGCUCAUAUCACAGACCCACCAUGUGUUGCGUCUGCCAUGCCUUCACCUUGCUUUAUCUAGUAUUGCCUUACUCCCAGAAUGUGGUAUCAUGACUUGGCAGGAUCUGGAUUCAGGAACACGUUGCAGGAAAUAGAGACCUGUAGCCUGCAACUUGGAAUAAACAGUCAGCUUUCCAGGUACAUCUUCAGUCAAAUGGAGUUGACACAAAGGCACAAGUCUAAACUUCCUGGCAAAGAGGGACAUGAUCUUUUGAUGUGAAAGAUUGCCAGCAACACAGCUGCAGUGACUGCUUAUCAACACCAAAUGUGGGAGAAAUUUGAUUUUGUAUUUCAUGUCUCUCACACACUAAACUGAUACUUUGCAUCCCAUAAAAUGAUGGCAUUAGAUUAGCACCAAAGCAUUAUUACAGGUGCUAACAUUUUCAUUUCCAUCCUCAGUAUGUUUUUAGUGAGCCAGAAUGAGUAAAUACAAAGGGAUUUGAUCACAGCUGCAAAUUUCCAGAUUCUUAAGUGGUAGAUGGAAAUAUUCAUAGCUUUGGGCUUCUGUAAAGCACAUUGCUUUCUGUUUCUUUUUUGUUUUUAUUUCAGCGUUUAACCCUACUUUUUGUUUUUUGGGAAAUGGAAUAUUCUAAAAACUAUUCCAAGGCACAGUUGAGAUAAUAAAAGUCCUUGCCUGCAGGGCUCAGGUUAAAUUUUAAAAGAGCAGUAUGGAAAAAAAUACCUCUGAGUCCCAGUUUUGGGGAAUCACAGUGGUGAGAGUGCUGUUGUGUGCAGUUCAUGUUUCUGGGCAUCCCAUAGGCAUCUGGUUGGUUACUAUGACAAAAGAAUGCUUGGCUACAUGGGCUUGAUCCAUCUGGCAUUUCUAAAGAAAAGUCAGUGGUGGACUAAUGAGUAGCAUGUGGUAAAUACUCUAGAAAUAAAAGCUGCUGCUUCAAAAUAGAGUUGGGGAUCAUCAGGUAACAUUAGAUUUGCAGAUAUGGUGAACUCAUGGAUGACUGCAAGGGAAGUAGGAAAGUCUACAGAAGUGCCAUAAUCAUCAGAGUUCCAGUUUUCAUUGACUAAAAAAGAAGGCUACCAUUGUUGAACCAGAGAUACGAGGCAAAAUAUGUAAGCACUGUUUUCCUUGUUUUGUAAACUAGUAUGAUUGCCAAUGAAUGAAGUCAUAGCAAUGAGUGGCAUUAAGAAAACAGAUCUAGCCAAUUACACAAAGAUAUGGCUAGAGCAGGGGGAGCCAACAUGGUAUCCUCGUAUGUUGUAUGACUAUCAGCUGCAGCCAGCAUGCCAAAUAGUUGAGAAUGAUGGGAGUUAUUAUCCAGCAACAUCUGGAGGAUACUGUGUUGACUACUCCUGGGCUAGAGUCUAGUGAAGAAACUUGUUGGUUGGUUUUUAAGGCUUUUAUGUUGUAAAAAAUGAUUGCUGCUUCAUAGAGAGCCAUUCAUGUAUCCAGGAUUUUAGUGUAGCUGAGUUUGGGGAGUCAACUCAAAAAGAAAAGAUAGCAACAAAGAGGAGUUCAUGAUCUUUCUAACUCAGGUUUUAUUUAAUACCAAAAAAGUGCCCUUUCCCAUUUGUCAACAUUAAAAAAGAAAUCUCAAUGCAGCUAAAACCAAUCGGUAUUUUAUCCUUACUGCAAGCUGGGGGAGGGGACGCAGAACACUAUGGCUGAGUGUAUCCACAAUGUAAUCCAGUGUUUGUAUCCAUAUGCUGAAAAGUAUGAGGAGUUAUAAUAAUUUAUAACAACCCUGAAAUAUAGACCUUUGUUGUUACUCUGACAUGUUGGUGUUUUGUGUGUGUGUGUGUGUGUGUGUGUGUGAGAGAGAGAGAGAGAGAGAGAGAGAAAUUGAUUGUAGAAUAGUUCGAUAAAUUAAGGCUUGGUGGGGGUUAGUUGAGCCAGGGAAAUAAUUGUUGGUUUGAGUGGUCGUCAAAAGGUGUCUGGAUGCCAGGUCUACCCAUUCAGAAACAACAGAUGGAAUAUAAGUUCAUCAGGUGCAGGCCCAGGUCUUCUAGAAAUUGUAGGCCUGUUCUCUCAUACUAGUUACAUUUGUUUGGAGUAUUUGCUUUGCUGCUGCCUCUGGGGAAAAAAUCCUUUGGAUGCCCGUGGAUGAGCUUAAAGUGAAUCAAGAAUGGAUUAGAAAUAAAGGCUUGGCUGUUGAGAAGAGAGUUGAAAAGGAGAGAGAAGCAAUAGAGAAGGAAAGGUUGUUUCUGGUAGGAAGGUAGAAAUGGAAGGAUAUGAAGAGGACAAGUUUGAAAUAUCUAACAGAAAGUGAGAGAGUACAAAAAAUUGUGAUUGUAACAAAAUUAUGAAUGUGUAAGCAGCAGAGAAUGCAUCUUGAAAAUAAAAAGACUUUGGCAACUGGAUAGUUGAUGGAGUCAAACAUAAGGCUAAGAUUGUGAUGGCGAAGAUAAGGGCAACAUUAACAGAAUAGAGAUUCAUCCAGUUAAAUUUAUAUUGGGUGUGGUGGUCAUGGCACUCUCCUGCAGCAUGUGAAGUAGCAGUUAUAUAGGCACAGCAAGUCAGAUGACCAUUUAAUUGGGGCAAGCAGCCCCUGUCCCUAUGCGAGCGGCAUAGUAGUAAAGCACACUGUAGCUCCCAUUUUGUUAUAAGUGGCUAGCGCUGCCUUCAAAUUCAGUGCCUUUUCUUUAUCCAUACUGUUGCGUCUAAUCAGUGAAACAGACCACAACGGUGUGUGUGUUUGGCCCAUGCAAUGUGCAAUAACUGCAAUUGAUCCCACAGAAUUGCACAGGAUGUUAUAUCAGAUGCAUCAGCAUAAAUUUUCCUCUGCCCUGUUCCAAAUACAUACAUAUAAUGACCCAGGAUGGAACCAUGUAGAUGAAGAGCUAUGCAGACAGAUAACGCUUGGUUUAGCCUCCACCCUGGGGUUAUCUCCAUGUUAUGUCUUCACUUUUUCCCAUAUAAGUGAAUGGUUGCCAGUUACCCUUCUUGCAAGGCAGAGAAGUAAAAUACUGCAAUUGUAGAGUGUUGGGGUGUAAGCAAAUCUGCCCUUCCAUCCUUAACACUGAAUGGCCGAACCCUCAUUGUAGAGAGUUCUUACUCUACAAGUAUGCUUUCAUUAUAGUAAUGCAUUUUUCUCAUAAUAUGCAUGUAUGGUCAGAGGCGUACCUAGGCUCCCUUGCACCCUUGGCAAGGAGAGUGGGCAGACUCCUAACCACUCUGAGCCAGAGUGGAGAGGUAUGAUUUCUGCGCUUCCUUGGACCUGCACCUUUGGCAGGGGCCAAUCUGGCCAUCCCCUAGGUACAUCCUCAUGUAUGGUGUGUGUAUGUGUGUAGUGGGGGAAGAGAUUCUUGUUUUCUUGCUCAAAAAGGUUGUCCUUCAAGGUCUGCUGUUGCUUCCCCUCUUUAAUAGAUAGCAACUUUGUGUCUAAAACUAAUACAGUUUUAAUAAAAGGUACAACCAAAUUCCUUUGCUACAAAGUUGCAUAUUAGUAACAAAGAAUAUUUCAAAAAAUAAUUUGUAUCAUGGUUGGUCCUCUAAUUUAGAUCUCCCCUUAUUUUUUCAGAUACUUAA